Pelobates cultripes (western spadefoot toad) is the source of this 52689-nucleotide messenger RNA. The record is from the annotation of a GenBank genome assembly. NCBI's taxonomy places the organism in Eukaryota, Metazoa, Chordata, Amphibia, Anura, Pelobatidae.
CUUUUCCGUCUAACUGUAGCCGAGCUCUGCGAAGGAUGACAUAAGAGGUGUGAGUUGGGGCAGUGGUGGUGGUGGGUGGUAAUUGCUGGUUAAAGGGGGGCUGUGUUUGUUUAUUAUUAUCCAUGGGGGGGCAGUUAGAGCGCUGUGUGUGUGUGUGUAUGGAUGGAUGGAUGGAGGGUGUGAUGACUCUUUUUGUGUCAGACCCAGGACAAUGCUGUGCUUAUAGUGCUGGCAAUGCCCUGCUCUCAGUGCUAUUCAAUAAGGUGGGAAUUGCUGGGCAUUCAAAGUUACACAUUUUAGGCUGAAAGCCUCCCCCCCUACCCACACCCCACAAUCUGGCUCUGUUUAUAGUCUGCCUCUUUUGGCCUUAAAGGGACACUAUAGCCACCAGAAUAACAGCACCUUAAUGUAGCUGUUCUGGUGUCUAUAACAUGUCCCUUCAGGCCUUUUCAUGUAAACAUUGUCUUUUUUUGUUUUUGUAUUUUACAAGAGGGGCCGGCUGCUUAAACGGCUAUAUUAAACCUAUAAUGUCCAGAAUACACGUUUGUGCAUUUCCUUUAAAUUUAAAAGAUACUUUGAAUUAUCUUGCAGUUCACUUUAGUGCAUAUCCCUGUUAGCGUUCAUCUGCUGUCUAGCCUGGGGCACUCUUGGUGUGCUGAAUAGCCUUUUUUUUUCAGUGGCAGCAAUCGGGCAAAGCUCUGGCUGAGCACCAUGGGAGGUGUAGUUUGCAGCAUUUAUGGAGCCGGUGUUUAGCCAUCACAUAUGUGAAAUGCAUUUAGUGAUCGGUGGCAGAUGGAAAGUACGUUGGAGAUUGGCAGACAUCCAUAAAGGAUGAUAGAUGACUACACUGCUCCAAAGAUACUGUCAGUUUACAGAAGGUUUAGUACAUCAUGUGAAUUGAACUAAUUUCACAUUUUGUCUGGUAGUUAUUGUUGAAGGUUACAUUUCUGAGCUGCUUAUUUAUUUAUUUAUUUUUAAUUUAUUUUAGCGAGUUAUAGCGUAACAGAUAACAUGACAUGCGAAUCAGAGAAGUACAUGCUGGAAACAUUGGCAUUGAUAGCACAUAGCUAGGAUAAACUAAUUUUUUCACCCCCAGACAUGUAGGAGAGGUAAAGCAAGCUAUAUUUAGAGGGGUGCAGGUAGUGGACUUCGCGCCUUGGAACUUAUCAUAGGUGCGCUCUUAAACUUGGGCUAAUAUAAGGAAUAUAUGGUGUGGAUGGUGAGCGUAGGUGCCUUCUAUAGCUAGAGGAGUUAGACAUAAGUAUGAAUACCUAUCCAGAAGGCCGGUAUAGUAGCCGAGCGUGCAGUACUUUGCUUGUGCGUGUGCAUCACCGUUUCCUUGCACGUUAGAUUAAGGGCGGGGAAAGGACUUAACAACUGGCCAAAUCAGUGGCUUAUGGAUCCAGGGUGUAAACAGUGUGGUCAUUAAUUAAUAACAAAAGUAAACAGCGCAACAUAGGGACACAAUUCAUAAAGUAGACACAAUUGCCUGCCGCCCUGAACUUCAGGUGGGUAGGGUGUGCGUGUCAAGCACUCCCCUUCUGGGCAUGAACGGGGUGACUCCCACAUCAUUCUACGAUGGGCGAUCAGCUGCCAGAAUGUUCUGCGCUAUGCCUAGGGCCUGGAAGAAAGUUGAUGCUUCGAAGAGAUGCGCAAUCUGAUGUGUCUUGCUGGCCUUGUCAACUAUUAGUCGGCAUGGUCCCCACAUGUAAGGUAUGGAAUGUUCCUGUAGUAGUUGGGUUACUUGCUUGAGGGAUCUUUGCCAUACCAGGGUAUGCCUAGGUAAGUCCCAAAAGAAUGCAAGCUGUGCCCCUUCGAACGUCACCAAAGGAGAGCCUCUCACGGCCCCCAUAAGUACUCCACAGUCGGAUUCCCGCAUUAGCUUCAUCAGAACAUCCCUGGGUGCGUGUUGGGCUGCGCUGGGUGCCUUUUGUGAAGCGAAACCCCGUGGGCAUUUGUUUUGCCUGCUUCGGCAUCAGCAGAGUGGCAAUCAGUGGGGAAGUUCCGCACCUGAGAUUGUUUACGGUACUCCCUGGAUUUUCAGGUGCCGUGCUCUGCCUUGUCCUCCAUGAAGGCUAUUUGCUCUUGUCGUUCCGCGCAUUUGUAUUUGCAGUGCACCUAUGGCGGCGUCAGUAGCCGUUUGGGCUAGUUUGGUGCCCUCCAUGCCUUCCUCCAUACCCUGCAUUCUAUUGGUUAGAGUUUUAAUUGCCUCCCUAACCGGAGCCAUAUCUGCGUUUAAAUAUAGUUUUAAUUUCUGCCAUUAAAGCCUUAAUGUCUGCUUUGGUGGAUGGGGCAGAGUCACCCAGUUUAGCAGGUUUCCAAGUUAACGUGCUUGCCUUAGGCGGAGGGAUGAUAUCAGCUGCAUCACUAUCCUCAUCAGAGGACAUCACGGUGUAGGCCUCAGCGGGUGCCAUCCUUGUUGAUUCCGGCUGCGGGGUCGUGCGGAGGAGGACCCUGAUAUCUCUGGAUCCCAUUCCCGGAUCCGCUCACUGCUUCUUGGACUUUUCCCCAAUAAUGUUGGGUAGCUGGCUAGUGCCUUUAUGCACUUGAUCACGUUGCUGGUACUGGGCUUUAGCUAAUGAGAACAGGGUAAGUGUGCGGAGCUGCCUCAAUGUGCGUCCAGCUCGUGCAGGCGUUGGUUCCUCCCACUUAAGAGUUUUUUUUGUUUGUUUUUUGUUUUUGUUUUUAAAAAAAAAAAAAAAAGCUUUUUAUCAAUGUUACGACCAGGAAAAGAAAUUGUAACGUUUGUUGUCUUGUCUCCAUCCCUUUUAUUUUAUCAUUUUCCUCUUCUUCGAAAUACUGAAAAACAAAACCCACAUACAGAGUUAUUCACUAAACACUCCAUUUGGUGAAUUAAACACAAAUGGCAAAAUUUAGACAAAAUAGCCAUUCGUGACUAUGGCUGAGUUGAAGAAGUUUUACAGAACUAUUUUUUUGGCUGGUUAUUCCAUUUUGGAUUUGCAAAAAUCAAGAGUUUAGUGAACGAUCAUAGUAAUGUUAGGUUUUAAUUAUGCUGAAGUUACAAAAUGUAUCUCAUGUUGGUUCUGUAAAACUGAAACUUGCCACUAUAUUGCUUUUAUCUCUGUUCUAAAUGAAGAAAAAUAUGGUGGUUAGAUCAACUUAGAACAAGCAUAUACCCAAUUUAUUUUUUGAUUGUAUGUUUGGUUUUGCACAACUUGUAUUUUCUGUAACUUUAUUUUCUUUGGACUACUUAUUGUACGGCAUUGACAUUAAAUAAAUUUAAUAUAGAAAAUUAGCAGUAUCUCAGAACAAUAUAGUAAUACUUGAUGAAUCGAUAUCUCUGAAACUGGUGGUACAAAAUAUAUUGUUUUCUCUUUGUUGAAAAGUGUUAUUCAGUAGAUUAAGUCCUUUGUAUGGAGCCAGAACUCUGCUUCAGACACUGUCGCGACUAUGCAUUCAUAAGAGAGCAAAAUUACAGCGUAGUUCGUAGCAACACCAUCUAUAGUAAAAUUUUUGAGUUGGUCCUAGGCAGUUCUCAAGCAUAAGUAAGGGAUCGUUUGGGAUACACCUGCACAAAAAAUUCUGUGAAAUGUAAUUCUCAUUGUCAGCCAUGCAGUGCCUAUUAAGAAUAAUCUUCAUGGGGCGUGGCCGGACGUCGAACGGAGAUGGCAGCACAUUGAAAGAGCUCCGCAGUUUUGGGCUCCUAAAAGCGGCUAAAAACUUACAAUUAGGCGGAUUCCCGGACACCAGACACACCAACACGAUGUUUCAACACCGCACUAAAAAAGCUGCAGAAACCAAAGACAAAGCGGCUUUCUUCGCGGCCAGAACGCCGCAACACAAGCACACCGAUACUCACACCCAAGAUGGCGUCGAGUCUGAUCCUGAUGCCGACCACAUGGGCGCACAAGAAUACAGAACGGACACCCUGCUAACUACUCAUCUACUGCAGAAAAUGCUUGAUGCAGCAGUCUCAAAAAUGCAAGUAACAAUCACAUCUGCACUUGCUGACAUAAAGACAGAUAUUACUGUCAUAGACGCAAGGACAUCCCAACUGGAGGGAAAGAUGGAGGAUAUUGACACAGCACACACGGCGAUUGACAACAGACUGAGCGAAAUGGAAAAAAGACUAUCCCUACAUGAGGCUAAGCUUACAGAUGUAGAGGACAGAUCCCACCGACACAACAUCAGACUGCAGGGAGUGCCAGAGGAGGUGGGAACACGACUUAACGGCCUUCACGGUGGAAUUCUUCCGACAUGUCUUACCAGACAUACCAACAGACAUGCUCCUAUUAGAUCGAAUACACCGAAUCCCCAAACCACAACACCUACCGACUGCCACGCCAAGAGACGUGCUCAUGAAGCUCCAUUACUUUCACGUAAAAGACCAGAUACUUCGCGCCCAUAGAGCAAAAAAAGAUUUACCAGACAAGUACAAAGAUAUCCUCCUAUUCACAGACCUCUCAGCAGAUACGCUUAGACGCAGAAGAUCCUUCAAGUCAGUGGCUGAGGUACUAAGGCACCACAACAUCCCCUAUAGAUGGGGCUACCCGGCGAAACUCCUCACCACGGCAUCAACCCCAGCGGAAGGGCUAGAUCUCCUGCACAAAUGGGGCCUUGUCCAGAACCUACACCACGCAAGCUCAAGCACGGCACCAGGGGCUGACUGGCGCCCACAAAGGCAACGACGAGCGGCGCAAAGAGAGGAAGAUCGCUGACCUCCCAAGGACUAGCAAGUGUUCUUUUGUUUUCUAUAUUGUAUUAUGUUAAUAAGUUAAUUUAAAUGUUGUUGACAAUCCCAUGCUGGGGCUUAAAUCUACCCAUACCCUGGGCAAUAACCGCAUUAUGCCACACUACUGUCGACACAAACUAACUCGAAGGGCACAGUAAAAGGAUGUCGGGCACGGCCACGACUGGGCCUACUAGCCCGCAAGACCCAGUCAUAACCCUUGGAGAAUCAUAAAAAUUUGAUCCAGUAAGGGUGACGAUAUGUAUGGUGCUACGAGUGACGUACCACCUCGAUAACUACCCCUCCCGAAACGAAUAGGCCCGUAGUGGGAGACAGCACCCAACUGGGGCACGGAAACUCUCCUGCCCGCAGCGCCGGGAACUAGGGUACUGAAGGGUCAGGACGGGGGGACUAAUGGGACAUGCUGCUCUUACACACCCGACAGGAGGCCCAACUCUAUCAAAGUGUAUUGAGAAUGCCCACCUCAGCCCCUAAAGCACAUGUUGAGGACACAAAGGGUACCAUGAUGUAUUGUUUUGCGAUAUUUAACUGAUGCAUUGUGAUGUAUAUAGUAGAGAUCGAUGAGCAUGUGAUAGAAAUGACAAUGCCACGUUGUUUGUACAGACCGAACCCCCGCAUGACGAAUAGGCACACUUAGGCCUCAGUUGAAUGUGACCGCAUACACGACAUCUCGCAACCCCAGGGCAAACAAUAGGCCCCGAAUGAAACGGCCUACCAUACUAGACUGGCCGCAUCCUCCCCCUAGCAUAUCCUCCUAAAUAUUGACCGAGGAACCGAUACAUGAACCACCACAGUUGGGUUCACUCCCCAACCGCAACAAUGCCCAACUCUGAACCAAGAUGAAGCCCACAGAGAAAAACCCUUGUAAACACCCAACGGGAAAAGCCUACACACAACGAGCCCAAGACAGCCAUCAGCUGGACCCGACCCGACCACUCUACCCCCAAAGAAGAAUAUCCUUGAAAGUGACCAUUGUGUUAUAUUUUAGUUUAUUGUUAGACUCUCCUUCCUUAAUUUUCAUCACCCAAUUACGGCACCCAGUUGGUGCCCCCCCUUAAAUACCGGGACACAUCGCGACCACUGAUUGCGCCUGUCAUCCAAGGCGGGACACAUCGAGACCACACUCACUCCUCACCCACAACUCGAAGACUCCCUAGCGGCAGUACCCUCACACCAGACAAACACGCAUAACGGCCACCACGUGGCGACUUGACAUAAACAAAAUAAAUCUAAAGAUCUCGCACAAAGGGCCACGCUACUCCCAUUGACCCUUGUAGUCAGUCUACAAUGAAAGUGUACACGCACAAUAUUAGGGGACUAAACACACCCCACAAACAAUAUAACCUUCUCAAGGAAAUUCGUAACUCACAAGCCGACAUUAUCUGCCUGCAGGAAACCCAUUUCAGGCACGACUCCUCACCCACCCUAGGGCUCAAACACUACCCUCACCAAUACCAUGCCACAUCCCCAUCCAAAAGUAGAGGAGUCUCGAUCUUAAUAAGCCACACACUGGUGUAUGACCAAAUCGCAGUCCAAACCGACCCACAGGGCAGAUAUAUCAUCCUCCUAUGCACACUGAACAACACUACAUACACACUAGCUAACGCAUACUUUCCGAAUGACAAUCAACCCAGUUACAUGUCCACACUAUUGGACAAAAUAGAGCAAAUACGCACUGAUCCUAUGCGGAGAUUUCAACCACAUCCUGGACCCACAAGCAGACUCAACGGCGAGUCACACGCUCAAAAGAAAUAAGCUCCUGCACAAACAAUGCACCUCUCUAAACAAAACACUAGCCUCACACGGACUAUACGACAUAUGGAGAACCCUCCACCCGAACAAUAGGGAAUAUACCCACCACUCACAAGUACACAACACGUACUCCCGCAUAGAUGGAUACCUAAUGCUUAGCGCACACCUUCACCAGAUCGACACCUGUGAGAUAAGCACCUCAACCAUCUCGGACCAUAACCCGGUGAUACUCACCCUCAUAGACCUCAUAGACCUAUACCAAUACAAGCACCGCAGUCCUUGCUUAAUGACCCUGAAUUCACGGCCAAACUCCGCCACGAAAUCCAGCAGUACUUCACAACCAACGAUAUCACAGGAACAAACCCAGCUGCGCUAUGGCUUGCGCACAAAACGGUCAUCUGGGGACUUCUACUCAGCAGAGCAUCCUACCUCAAGAAAUCGACCCACGCGAACCUGCUCAACCUCCUUAAACAAUUCCAAGACCUCCAUAGAGAGAAUCAAGUGAAUCCCUCUCGGAAUCUCCAACUGCAAAUACAGAUAGUACAAGACGACAUCAAAACAAUCCAACUUAGGAAAGCCAGUAUUGCACUGAAAAAACUCAAGGCUACCUCCUACUCCAUGGGAAACAAGGCAACGAAAACACUGGCUCAAAGGCUAUGAGCAAAACAAGCACACACGCGAAUUCCAUACCUAAACACACACUCAGGGCACAAAGUCAUGCAACCCACACAGAUUUGUAACGAAUUCUCACAUUACUACACCACAUUAUACAACCUAAAAGACCGAGAAAACCAGACCCAACCCACCCCUUCAUCCAUACGUACAUACUUAGCAAAACUAAACCUCCCCAAACUCCUAGCGCAUCAAGCAGAAAGCCUAUGCGCCCCUAUCACCACAGAUGAAGUUCUCAGCCAGGUAGACAAAAUGCCAAAAGGGAAAGCACCGGGCCCAGAUGGCUACACCAACUUGUACUAUAUUACCUUCAAACACGAACUGAUCACAGCCCUCACUAGCUUUUACAAUGAGGCCGCCCGACUUGAAUCCUUCCCAACGGAGUUCUUAUCAGCCCACGUUAUCACCAUCCCCAAGUCGGGUAAACCCCCCACCACAAGCGAAAAUUUCAGACCAAUAUCCCUUUUAAACGCUGACGCAAAAUUAUAUGCUAAAAUAUAUGCAGAACGUCUCCUAUCGACACUAAUCCACACGGACCAAGUGGGGUUCGUGGCAGGCAGACAGGGACCGGACAACACCAGGUGCUGAACCUAUACAAAAUCCUGAAGAGCACCAAACAACCAAGUGUCCUGGUAUCCCUCGACGCCGAAAAGGCAUUCGACCGCCUAAACUGGCGCUUCCUCCAUGAAACCCUACAAGCUUACGGCCUCCCUGCCCCCUUCCUAUCCGCAGUUAACGCACUAUACAGCGCACCCACGGCAACAGUACUGAACUCCGGGUUCUGCUCACGAGCUUUCCCCAUAACAAAUGGGACCCGACAAGGAUGCCCUCUAUCCGCUCUCCUCUACGUGCUAGCCUUGGAACCCUUGGCUAUAGCGAUCCGCAAUAAUGACAAUAUACAUGGGGUACCGACUGGCAAUACAGAAUAUAAACUCAGCUUAUUUGCCGAUGACAUCCUCCUUACGCUCACACAGCCACUCAUAUCACUCCCAUCCCUACACACGGAACUACAUGCAUACAGCCAACAGUCCUACUACAAGCUCAAUGUCACCAAAACGCAAGCAAUGUGCCUCAACAUUCCAAAACCCAUGGAAGACACGCUCAAAGCAAGCCACCACUUCGAUUGGAGAGAAGAUUUCCUAGUGUACCUAGGCAUCAAAAUAACACGCAAAGAAAAGGAUCUCUUCCCAGCUAACUCCUCGAAAUUGUUAAGACAUUGACACCCAAUUACAAACGUGGAGAAGCCUGUUCUUGUCCUGGGUGGGGAGAAUAGCGGCGCUGAAGAUGACAAUUCUACCUAAAAUCCUCUACCUCUUCCGAUCUCUGCAAAUUCCAAUCCCACAAAGCUACAUAACAAAACUACAAGCAACCCUUCUACGCUUCAGCUGGGGAGGCAAACACCCUCGACUCCCCAAAUCGCUACUAAUGAGAAAUGUGAAAUUCGGAGGACUGGGCCUCCCCAACAUUAAAGAGCAACCACUGCGGGAAUCAAGACCUCGCGACGCUGCUCUGGAUGCCUCAACACUUACGGCACACACCCGCGACCACCCUAGACACCUCCAGACACUUACUCAAGAUAUGGGAUGCCUGUAGGGACAAACUGUGCUCGGCGCACCCGUGGACCUUGGCAACCCUGAUCCAAAUCCUGCACCAAUGCAACGGAACAUUCCCAUACCAAAAAUGGAGUAACGCAGGAAUCACUCAUAUCUACCAUCUAUGCACGAAAGAAGGACUAAAAACCUUCCCAGACCUACGAAAAGAAUUCCUACUGCCUUCAAGGUUCACGUUCGCAUACCUCCAAAUCAAAGCGCUCCUAAGCAACAACAAGAUCACGAACAUCCAAAACUCACUGCAAACCUCUAUUACGAAAUUUGAAACUCAAUGCUUGUCGCUGAAUCCCCCCCAAAAAAGCAGUCUCUCUUUGCUACAACAACCUCGCUAACCGAGAUGUAAACGCCACAUGGAAGUUCAUGCAAGACUGGCAGAACGACCUUCAAAUCACCAUCACUGUCAGGCUCCCGCGGGCGGCUAUGAGGGGAGGCUGCACUCUGCUCGCAGUACUCACCCUCCAGCCGUCCGCGGUCCCCUCCGCCUCGUGGGUACGGCGAGCUGUAUCCUUCCAGCCUCGGAUGCCGCCCGCCGUUCCCUCCACGUCCCCCAGCGGCAGCAUGCAUGACGCUGCACGCUGGGAGACCGCCCAGGUUUAUACACGCCGGGGUCAGUCACCUGACCCGGCGUUAAAGGCACAGUGCCUCAAUCACAGUGGGAGGUCUAAAUAUCUCCCACGUGUGAUUGUUAAUUCUGAUUGGAAAUUAUUCAAUCAGAAUUAACCUGAUGGUUUAAAUACUUACCUUUCCUGUUCCUCCCUGCCCUGUUGUGGUCUUUGCUUGCUAGUAUUGCUACUUACCUUGUGCUUCUGGUUACGUACUCUCUGGCUUGUUUAUCUGACUCUGUGACUUUCUCCUACCCUUUGACCUCGGCUCGUUUCACGUUAUUCUGUCUUCUGGUUCCCCUUUACUCGGCUUGUCUCCUGACUAUUCUGUGUGUGCUUAGCCCGGCCACUCUAAGGUCCUGAACCCAUGCAGUUGGGUUUCUUACGGGGUUAACUGAGGCCGAAAGAGCGUACCGUAGAAGGGAGGGGUUAUGCCUUUAUUGUGGGAAGAGGGGGCAUCACUGUAAAGCCUGCCCUAAAGUACAGGGAAACUGCAGCACCUAAGGCCUAGAGAGGGGUCGGCCUCGGGUGUUAUGACUUUGUCCCCUCAUAUGUCCAUCUCUAGACCGUUUAUUACGGUUUCUCUCUUGGUCAAUAAAACCACUAUAACAACCAAAGCCCUGAUCGAUUCGGGUGCGGCAGACAACCUUAUGGAUGAGACCUUUGCCAAAACCGCAGCCCUGAAUUUGAUCCGAAAGGAGACACCCUUGGCCGUUGAGGCCAUAGAUGGUAGACCACUGGAGAAACCUCUGGUGACCCAUGAAACCCAGGAAAUAGUUAUGUCUGUGGGUGUUUUGCACAAGGAGAAGUUAACCUUCCAAAUAAUUGACUCCCCAACAGCCUCCAUCGUUCUAGGUUUUCCCUGGUUAGUUAAACACAACCCUGUUCUUGAUUGGGGUUGUUUAGACAUACUCUCCUGGGGGGAAUCUUGUCAGCGAGACUGUAUGGCUCAUGUACGUCCUGUCUGUUUACUUAACGUGCCCACGGCUAAACCACUCUCGGUUUCUGUUCCCUCUGUUUAUGCAGACCUUGCCUUGGUUUUUGAAAAGAGGGAGGCAGAUAAGCUACCUCCACAUCGUGAGUAUGAUUGUGCCAUAAACCUCUUACCGGGCACUAUGCCUCCUAGGGGAAAGGUCUACCCUCUUUCUGAAAAAGAGAACCAGAUCAUGGAGGAGUACAUACAGGAAUCCCUAAGAAAAGGUUUUAUUAGAAGGUCCUCCUCUCCUGCUGGUGCUGGUUUCUUUUUUGUGGCUAAGAAGGAGGGCGAUUUGAGGCCAUGUAUAGACUACAGGGGUCUGAACAAUAUAACGGUUAAAAACGCCUACCCUAUCCCCCUCAUCACUGAGUUGUUUGAUCGUGUUAAAGGUUCUAAAUUCUUCACCAAAUUAGACCUCAGGAGGGCUUAUAACCUUGUCCGUAUAAAGGAGAAUGACGAGUGGAAGACAGCGUUCAACACACGCAGUGGGCAUUACGAAUAUCUGGUCAUGCCUUUUGGAUUGUGUAAUGCUCCUGCCGUGUUUCAGGACCUCAUAAAUGAUGUCCUUAGGGAUCUAUUGCAUGUCUGUGCUGUAGUGUACCUUGACGACAUACUUGUGUAUUCUCCUGAUUUGAAGUCACACCAUAACCAUGUUAGGAUGGUGCUCAAAAGGCUAUUGCAGAACGGACUCUACUGUAAGUUAGAAAAAUGUUUAUUCGAUCAGACCUCUGUGCAAUUCCUAGGAUAUAUCAUUACUGAACAGGGUUUCAGUAUGGAUCCUGCUAAAUUGGAAGCUAUAAUGUCCUGGCCACUUCCCCAAGGACUAAAGGCUAUCCAGCGUUUUAUAGGAUUUGCCAACUAUUAUAGGAAAUUUAUAAAAAACUUUUCACCACUCAUAUCUCCCAUAACGAAGUUGACAAAAAAAGGUCUACAUCCUAGGGUUUGGACUCCUGAAGCCCUUAAGGCCUUCGAAACCCUCAAGAAGGCAUUUGCCUCUGCUCCAGUGCUGCACCACCCUGAUCCUUCUCUUCCCUUUGUUAUGGAAGUAGACGCCUCGGAGUCAGGUGUGGGAGCCGUACUGUCACAGAGGUUGUCUUAUGACAAACCCCUCCAUCCCUGUUGUUAUUUUUCUAAAAGGUUGUCUGAUUCAGAGAAGAAUUACGAUGUUGGGAACAGGGAAUUAUUAGCUAUUGUGUUAGCUUUCAAGGAAUGGAGGUACUUAUUAGAGGGUUCUAGACACAAAAUUAUGGUUAUAACAGAUCAUAAGAAUCUAUCCUAUAUUGCUGAUGCUAGAAGGUUAUCUGCCCGGCAGGCUAGAUGGUCUCUAUUUCUCUCACGCUUCCAAUAUGUUAUCACCUAUAGACCUGGUUGCCGUAAUGCCAAAGCUGACGCUAUCUCUCGGCAGCAUGAACCAGUAGAAUUUGUUAACCCGACUCCUGAACCUAUUGUACCUGCGUCUCAGAUAAUAGCUGCUACCCGUUUGGUUGUUUCUUCACCUUUCCUUAAUAGUAUUAAGACAUACCAAACCCAGGCACCCCCUGAGACGCCGGUUGGUAAACUAUACGUUGAAGCUAAUGACAGAAAAAAGUUGUUAACUUUAUUUCACACAGCCAAAACUGCUGGUCAUCCGGGGGUUACCAAAACCUACAAGGGCCUCCUUCAACAGUUAUGGUGGCCUUCACUCAAGCGAGACGUAGUGGAUUUUGUUCAGGCUUGUCAGGUCUGCACGCAAUGUAAGUCCCUUAAUGUGAGACCCCAGGGUUUUAUGAUGCCUCUAUCUAUACCCAAGAAACCAUGGACCCACUUAUCCAUGGAUUUCAUUGUAGACCUGCCUCUUUCUGAUGGUCAGACGGUGAUACUGACUGUGACGGAUAGGUUCUCUAAAAUGGCGCACUUCGUUCCGCUUAAGAAACUGCCUUCUGCGGUUGUUAGCUCAGGUGUUUGCCAAAGAAGUGUUCCGAUUGCAUGGGGUACCCCAGGAUAUCGUAUCUGACAGGGGCCCUCAAUUUGUCUCUCGGUUCUGGAGGGGCUUUUGUGCUGAGAUGGGGGUCUCCUUGUCGUUCUCUUCCUCCUAUCACCCGCAAUCUAAUGGUGCGGCCGAACGUGCUAAUCAGUCUGUGGAAUUGUAUUUGCGCUGCUUCACUAAUGCGCACCAGGAUGACUGGUCUCGCCUUCUUCCGUGGGCUGAAUUUGCCAGGAAUACGGUGUCUCAUUCGUCUACUGGCUUAAGUCCUUUUGAGGUUGCUUAUGGGUUUCGUCCUUCUGUCCUUCCCGGUGCGUUCUCCGACAAGGGAAUGCCCGCCUUGGACCAGCACCUCGCCUCUUUGCGGAAGACGUGGGAUCAGGUCCAUGUUGCGCUGUCUCGUUCAGCAGCUGCUCAGAAAAAGUUUGCUGAUCGCCGUAGGGUUGCGGCCCCUUCUUAUCUUCCGGGUGAUAGGGUAUGGUUGUCCUCCCGGAACCUCCGUCUCAAGGUUCCCUCGAUGAAAUUUGCCCCAGGUUUCUUGGUCCCUUCAAGGUGUUACGUAGGGUUAACCCCGUUUCCUACUCCCUUGAUCUGCCUCCUUCCAUGCGUGUCCCGAACACGUUUCACGUCUCGCUUUUGAAGCCCUUGCUGUGUAACCGAUUCUCUCGUCCCCUCGGGCGGCCCGUUUCCCCUCGAGCUGUCUCUGACGAUGUGUACGAGGUGGCUGCCCUUCUCGACUCUCGUGUUUCUAGGGGUCGGCUGCAAUAUUUGGUGGACUGGAAGGGGUACGGCCCUGAGGAGCAGUCCUGGGUUUCAAGCUCCGAUGUGCACGCUCCCUCUUUGGUCCGCUCCUUUCAUGCCCGCUUUCCUUUGAAGCCUUCCGCUUCCCACCCCCUGGGUGGUCUUCGAGGGGGGGGUAAUGUCAGGCUCCCGCGGACGGCUGCGAGGGGAGGCUGCACUCCGCUCGCAGUACUCACCCUCCAGCCGUCCGCGGUCCCCUCCGCCUCGUGGGUACGGCGAGCGGCAUCCUUCCAGCCUCGGAUGCCGCCCGCCGUUCCCUCCACGUCCCCCAGCGGCAGCAUGCAUGACACUGCACGCUGGGAGACCGCCCAGGUUUAUACACGCCGGGGUCAGUCACCUGACCCGGCGUUAAAGGCACAGUGCCUCAAUCACAGUGGGAGGUCUAAAUAUCUCCCACGUGUGAUUGUUAAUUCUGAUUGGAAAUUAUCCAAUCAGAAUUAACCUGAUGGUUUAAAUACUUACCUUUCCUGUUCCUCCCUGCCCUGUUGUGGUCUUUGCUUGCUAGUAUUGCUACUUACCUUGUGCUUCUGGUUACGUACUCUCUGGCUUGUUUAUCUGACUCUGUGACUUUCUCCUACCCUUUGACCUCGGCUCGUUUCACGUUAUUCUGUCUUCUGGUUCCCCUUACUCGGCUUGUCUCCUGACUAUUCUGUGUGUGCUUAGCCCGGCCACUCUAAGGUCCGGUACGGCACCUUUUGUGUGUGUGUGUGUGUGUGUGUGUGCCAGCGUGUUGGGUUCCCCGAAUCGUGACAAUCACUCCAUCCGAAUGGGAAAGGAUUUUCACCUCCCAUGUAGGGCUAACAUCAAGCGCAGCACAUCUUGAAACAUCCCGGAAACUCCUAUACAGAUGGUACAUGGUCCCAACUCGACUUCACACCGUAUUCCCAACCUCAUCAGAUCAGUGCUGGCGCUGCCACGCUACUAGAGGCACCAUGCUGCACAUGUGGUGGACGUGCAAGCAGGUGAACCGCCUGUGGAAAGAAACAGCUAAACUAAUCAAACGAGUCACGAACCUCCAACUACCUCACGACCCCAAAACGAUCCUACUCCGCUCGAUACCAGGAAACACCCCGAAACCGAUUCAAAAAAUUAUAUACCUCAUACUAAGCACUGUGUCCAUACUAAUAACCAGAAACUGGAAAGCAACUACACUGCCCUCGCUCCAAGAAAUAGAAAAUGUAAUGACCUCAACGGUAGAACAUGAACUAAUAAUGUGGAACCAAGCGAAAAUUGGGAAACUCAGCCCCCACAUCGCCACAAUGUGGAGGGACUACCUACAACGAACCAACACAGGACUGACCUGAGCCCCAACACCCAAAAGUGACAAAUUCUCACGAACCAGGCACACUCUCUGCCCGAGAACACAACCACCCCACACCCUCAUCCCAAACACUCAGCAAGGCACCACACAGCGCUUCAGACAUACUGACGUUACAGAUGCUAUACAUCACAGGAGGUCCCCCGCUCGGUAUUCCUACCAUCAUUCCCUACCCCAACCCACACACCCAGUUUCUCCCCACAUCUCUUGACCCCCACCCCCCCCAAUACCCACCCCAGUCAGACACAUCUAAGUAACUAACCCACAACUCUGCACGCUGGCGAAGUCCUCUCAAACUUAGACCAAGCCGUGAAAGGACGCGUAAAACACGAACAUCCCCAUUGUCGCGCACACGAACAACACUCUCAUUACAGAGGACACCUACCACAUAGUAUACCCUACGAAAGACCACAGGGUUAAUAACGUAACAGACACAUGACGACAAUGUAGGGGUUGAACAAUUGGCAAUACCUCCUCAACCUUCCGAACUACGCCCUUACUUUAACAUGAAGCUACCAUGAUGUACGAAAUGUGAUUGUGUCACCCCCAUGCUAUGUAUGCAUUCCCUCUUCUCUUCUGUACCCCAUACCUUUAUUUCAAAGAUAAUAAUAAUUUUAAAUUGGGAAAAAAAAAGAAUAAUCUUCAUUACAGUUCCUAGAAUCUCCAGUGUCCACAAAGGAUAUGGUGUAUACUGAGACUUUUGCAAAAAUUUGUUACAGUUGGUUCGUUGAAUUCAAAAUAGUUAAAUCUUACCCAAACUAAUCCAUAUGUCCAGGAAAUAACUUAUUUUCCAGAUGUUAAGGUGUGGAUUAAAAGGAGUUUUAUUUGGAUGAACUGGUCAAAGUGAUUUUUUUUUUUUUUUUUGCAUUGCACUAACCCGCACCAUUAUAAACUCUACUUUAAUGACACUAUGUUCUUGUGUUGAACCACUACAGUCUAACUAGCAUGGCCCUCAGUAGAUGCUGCUCACUGUUUUCAAUAAUGCAAUAAUGAGUCUCCCAUAAAUAACUGUGUGACUUUAUAAUAUUUGUUUUAUCUGUUUUUUUUUUUUUUUUCUUUUUUCGUUUUUUUCUCCAUAGCCAAAGGCAAACCAUAAUUGCUCCAAAAUGGCGGCUUCAGUACACCCAGAUUCGCCCAGUUCUCCAUUGCAUGUUGUUUCCCCACUGAGUAAAUCUUUCCCUCAAAUCCCAAGUCCAAAAAGAAGGCAUCAUUGUGGUCGAGACCGGGGCCACUGGAAUACUGCCAGUCUGACAGGUAAACCUCAUGUGUAAACUGCACAAACAUCACCUGGAGAUCAGAACAGUCUAAACACCAUAACCACUGCAACUUGCUGUGCCACUACACAGUACCCUUGUGCCUCCCACUCCCAAGUGUAAGUAGUCACACUGUUUAUGAGUUUUGACUUCUUACCUGAGGUCCUCUUGUCACCACUCUACUCCUAAAUAAGGUCCCAGCAAUAUAAUCAUUACAGUAGCAGUGAUUAUGGUGUUUGGAGGUUUUGUAUAUAUUCACACUUAAAGCUCUUACUGCGUUUUAUUCUGAGGAACACCGAAACAAAUUUUAUGUUUUAUUCUAUUUUUUUAGGAGAAGAUUGGAGCUCUUAUAGUCUGUCUUCAGCAAAUGGUCACAAUCUGUCCCGAUCACCUUUGGGUACUGCAAGUGGUAUUCCCACCCCAGAUGAUAGCACUUCGUUCUCGCCCAUUUAUGGGCGCAGUGCAAGCAGAGCUGUUCUGACAAUCUGCACAAAGACUUCUCAGGUACUGGUUAAAAUUCCCAGAUUUUACUAUUAACGUGACGUAAAGUCAUGAUUUUAUUAAUGACACAGAAGCGAGUAUUAUGCAUUCUCUUUCUUUAUUAUACUCCCAGCAGCAAGAAAAGGAAGUAUGAGAGAAUCAUAGAAAAAAACAUAACAGCCUGGUAACAGUGGCACCAAUCAGCAUCCAGUACUAUCCAUAUGGGUGUGGUGAUCCUUGACUCCUCCUCUUUCUGCAUAGAUCCCGAAGACCAUAUUGUAAGUUCCAAAAUAUUCCAACAAACACGAAUUCCUGAAACAAAACCAUAACCGGAAAUUCAACAGGGAACAGCUUCAACCGCCAACUCUCACAGGUGUAUUCAAGCUAAAAAAGAAGAAAUAUAUGGUAAUAUCGAAACUUGUGACUGCUAUUCCACAACUAUCCAACUCGUCCACUAUGUUAUUCAAUCACCAUAAGUAUCAUAGAAGUAUAUUCAUCACAUACCUUACUCACCUUCGUGUCGUGUAUGACAUUGUACCUACCGUAUCGUGUCAUUCCAAAGGCCCCAUGACUGACCUGUAACUUAAUCAAUAGAUUAGAGGAGUUGAUACUGGUAGAUGAGGUACUCUGAACGAGAUGAAUAAUGGAUGGGUUCGAUCUGAACGGAGCGAGCUCGUGCGGCGCUCGUAUUCCUUAAGGCAUAACACUGGGCACAGAUUUGGGUUGUCUGGAAACAGGUAGAAAACCUCCUUAGUCGCAGAUUUCGUCCUACGUGAAAUAUUAAAGGAUACUCCGUUAGGAACAAAAGCGCGUGCUUGCCAAUCCAAUGCUCUGAUAUUAGCAACCCGUUUACAUGAAAGUAAACAAAACCGCAUCAACAGCUUAGCUGAUAAUUGUUUAAGAGAAAGUUCGUGAUUCAAAGGCCAAGACUCGAGAAAACGAAAAAUCACAUUAACAUCCCAGAAGGAAGAAUACAGAGCCUGAGGGGGUCGAGCAAACCGGAUGCCUUUGAGCAAACGACAGAUGAGGGCAUGUUUACGUAUUGGAGUACCAUCCAAUCCCAUAUGUCUCGCCGAUAUAGCUGAUCUGUACAGAUUUAUAGUCCGAAAGGCUUUUCCUUCUUCAAAGAGUAGAGUCAAGAAUUUUAACAGGAGCUGAUAUGGGAUCCACUGAUUGUCCCAUGCACCAAUCAGUCCACUUCCUCCUAGCCAACCCGUAGGAACGUCUGGUGCCCAAGACUCUGCCAAGAGACUGAGUGUCGUCUGCGAAACCUCCUAGAGAUUCCAUGUUCUCCUGAAAGGAGCCAUGCCAUCAGAUGAAGUAGAGCCUGGUCGAUCAACUCGUGACUCAUUCCCUCUGGAUUGGUCAGGAGGUAAGGUAUGUCCGGCAACAGCCGUGGGAAAUCUAUCGACAUUUCUAGAAACUGUGGAAACCAAGGUUGUGACCUCCAUAUCGAGGUUAUCAGAACUAGAGUCCCUGUGGAAUAGCGAUGGCAUGCAAGGGUCCGAGAGAUUAGGUUGAAAGGUGGAAAAGCUUAAUUCUUGCCCUUGGUCCAGUCUUGUAAGAAUGCGUCUGUCGCCAGAGCAUCUGGGUCUGGUCUCCAACUGAAGAACUGAGGGAGUUGGGUGUUCAGUCGAGACGCAAAGAGAUCUAUGUUGAAAGGGGAAAACGGUAAAAUGAGCGAUCGUGCAUGCGCAGACUGUAUGAAACCGCGGACAAACGGUGAGCGGCUAAGGUCAGCCCUGCUGCACCACUAAUAAAACUGAAUGAGCAGGGAAAGAAAAGAGUAAAACACUACUCAGAAGUAUGGACAGGAGGGAAAACCAGGGUCCCAGAGACCCCAAUAGGCAGCACUCCCAGAUACCAGCAGGAAAUAAACCAGCAAUAACAGUGAGCAUUAACAUACACUAAGCCAAAAAUUCUGUCACAAAAUACACAAACCUGUAUGAAAAUCACAGGAGUAGCAAGAGAUGAGGUACUUACCUUGUCUGAGGGAGCAGCAAGAAAGAGGAGGAGUCAAGGAGCACCACACCCAUAUGGAUAGUACUGGAUGCUGAUUGGUGCCACUGUUACCAGGCUGUUAUGUUUUUUUUCGAUGAUUCUCUCAUACUUCCUUUUCUUGCUGCUGGGAGUAUAAUAAAGAAAGAGAAUGCAUAAUAGGAGCCUCCGUGUCUUUAAUAAAAUUUCGAUUUUUACUGCAGUACAGCUAGCUAGCAUUUCAUAUACAAAAAGUAAAGAGACAUUGUUUUGUGUAAAUGAAAAAUGACUACAAUACUGUACGUUACAAUAAUGUACGUUCAAAGUGUAUGUUGGGUUUCUUUCCUGUCUCCUACUAAAGAGUUACUCCUACAACAUUUAUCAUUUUUAGAAAACCAAUUUUAAUUCCCACAGCAGUAUAUCAGGAUGGAUGGAUGUCUCCAAACUGUGUAUUCAGUCAGAUGUAUACAAAUUUUCUAUGCAGUAUAGGAGAAAAUAGAGGGACAGGAACCCCCAAUUGAAUAGUAUCUCAAACAAUUUAUUAACAUAAAAGGUUACAAACUCUUACUUUGGUAGUAGUGGUGGGUAUGCCAGCAAAUUUUGUGUGUGUGUGUGUGUGUGUAUAUAUACAAAAUGUUCAAGUUAAGGCUGUGGGAACUAUCCCUCUCAAGUGGAGCAUUUCAAACCCAGAGCCAGGGGUGAUAGGGCUCUGGUACAUGUGAUUUAUCAUUUUUAGGACUAUUAAACUUGUAUAGAAAAUGCAUAUUUUUGUUUUUGCAGAUUUUGAUGGCCAAUGAUAAAGCCUGCAGACUCUUUGGAUACAGUAGUUUAGAGCUGAUUGGGAUGAGCCUCUCUGUGCUAAUCCCUGCUUCCAGUCACAGGAUUUCUGAGGAGCUACAAGAGGAGCUUACGGAGGGUGAUGGACUUUCACGGGUACCAGGGGAAGUGGUAAGUAAAGUGUAGCAUCACUUGGCUCUUAUACUCAAGCUCUUGACAUUUUGGUGAAAAAAAGUGCAAUUCUGGGCAAAGUUUGAAAAGUAGUAUCAAAAGCAGAUCCCGCAUAAUACUCGUUAUGGUGAAUGUGCCAUUUUUAGAAUUGUGACCUACAGUUGAGUUUGUGUACAAUGAUCAUUGAAUGUCUUUUUAUCAGGUUGAAGCUGUGCGCUCUGGGGGAGAGGUGAUUAUACUGCGCAUGUGGAUACGAAGAGUUAAGAACCAAUGUCUGCUGUUUUUAGAGAAUAUACAAAGAAUCACUGCUACACUGUCAUUUCAGCAGGAUGUGAGUAUUAUCGACUUAAACACUUUACACUUUGUCUCUUGAGGGAUGCUAUCAUCCAAUCCAUCAGACAACUGACCCUCUGAAGAUUUAUUGAGGUUUAGGUUGAUGCUAGUGGGGCUUUUUGACCCUCCAACCCUCAUCUUAACCAUUUUUUUUACCUCCUGCUAUACUUUUUUUUUUUUGGGGGGGGGUUCAUUCUAUAUUGAGGUGCAACUUUGUUGUUCCUGCACCUAGUCACUUAAUGUGCUUCUAUUGUGGGACACUGUUGCUAAUGUUUCCCUAAGCAUUAUUUAGUCUCUCCCCAUCAUGGCUGUAUUAGUCCUUUUAAUUAUUCUAAUUACUUCCUAGAGUUAAUAUAGGUGACGUUAUCUAGUUAGUGGGCAAACCGUUUUAAAACUGUUUGUCCUCUUACUUGGUCAUGCCAGGCUCAGAGGGUCCUAUAAAGCAGGGUUUAGGACAUCCCACUUCUACAAAACUGCAAAAGCUAGAUGCCGAUCCUGCCAAUAUAGCUUACUUAGGGUUGUCCAAGAGGGAGAAGUACAACUUCUACACUUAAAUUUUUUUUUUAAAUUUUUUUUCUUUCUUUUUUUUUUUAAAUAGAGCCCAAAAGAAAUUAUUCUUGUAAUUUGUUUAGCUUUUUUUUUUUUUUUGGACGGAGAGGGGGGGAGUGUGAAACCUUGGCUUGUGUCUUGCAAUUAUUGCUGAACUAGUAUCUGCAGCUACUAUAAGCCCUCCCCUUUUUCCCCAGCCCAGACUUUUUGUGGUUGUUCAAUCACAGACUUCCCAAUGCAGCUCAGUGAGACGUGUUGGCAAGCCAAGGUGCUCUGAGCCAUUGUCGCAUUUUGAGGUUUAGCUCCACUGAGCUAAAAAUCCAGGUAAUGACAAGAACAGUUGUAUGACUGACAGCCGGGAAGGUGUAACAAGGCUUAUUUAUAAAAGAGCAGCUUCCUGUUGAAAUUAGCAAUUUUUUAAAAAUAAAACAGAGGGGCACACACAAACCACUUUACCAAACUGAAAUGCUUUAUGUGUUUGGGAUGUUUCUUUAAUUUUUGAGGUUACUAUUUUUACCACCCCUUUUUUUUUUUUUUCAUUUCCUGGUCAGUCCUGCAAUAACUUUAUACUUCUUUUUUUUCUAGGGAAGGAUUGUGUCCUGUGAUAACAUAUGUGCACGGUUGUAUGGCUAUAUGGACCCUGAGGAACUAUUAGGACAGCGCCUGGUUGACUUAUUGCCCUCCAUUCAUUACCCACUUCCUGGGAGAGAGAUGCCACAGGUACCAAUAUGCUUGUGAUUUACAGAAAUUAUGUUGACCUACUUAAAUUCAUAUUAUGCAACCCUGCAGCAUAAACAUACUUUGAUCUAAAAAGCACUAUGCAUGAGUCAUAAUGGGUAAAAUCUCAAAGGCCUGCUUAAGAUAUACAUCACUGCAAGCACUUGUAAAAUAAUAUGGAGAACCCAACAAGCAUUUAAUAGUUUGCAGUAGUUGUCUUCUGGAAAGCUUGUAAUGAUAUCUUAAGGGCACACUUCAGACAGCAACACAAUUUAAGUGCAUUUGAUAGGUUUUGGUCUCCUAUUCUUAAUAUAUCCUGUAUUUUUAGUUUUAAAGAAAAAUAAAACUUUUAAAAAAAAGCAAAACAAAUAAAAUGUAACUCAUAAUUAUCCAUCUGGUUCUUUCUAAAUCUCCGAAGUAACCAUUCUGCUUUAAUUUACAGCUACAUGGCCAUCUCAUUUAAAGGGUCCCAACAGAUUGAACGUUUAAAGAGAUUAGGACUGAUAAAUGAGAAUAGAAUUAUCAUUCUUGUAUUGGUGUUUAAGAAGACAAAACACCCCAUUUUAUUAAUAGCAAAUACAUUGUUAAAGUAUCUCGCAAAUAAUAUACUGUAAUUCUGUUUCAGAGUAUAAGACAGCAGAGAAUAGUCGGUAUAACACGUGAUGGAGCAACCUUCCCGCUCACUUUAAAUCUACUAGAGAAUCCGUUGGAAGGCGUCCCUGGAGUGGAGGAAUAUUGCGCUAGACUCCAUGUCCUGUCCUCUAUCAGUGGCCUGAUCACCCUGCGUCCAGAUGGAUCCAUACAUGGACUGAAUGGUAGUUUUUCGGCUGCUCUGUUUGGCUACGACUCAACACAACUUUUAGGGAAGGUGAGUAUUAACCAAUGCCAUUUCCUUUCUUUUUUUUUUUCUCCUUUUUUAAAAUUAUUUUUUUUUAUUUUUCAGAUACACAUUUAAAAAACAAAAAAACAAAACACAGUACAAGGACAGCGUUGGUCCUAUAAUAGCCCUGAAGCCAAUGUGUUUUGGAACACUUUGAGGUAGCAUGAAGGAAACUGGUUGAAAACAACUGCUCUAGAUAAAAAAAAAAUUAAAAAAAAUAAUUCAUAAUUGGUAACCAAAUUUGCAAAAUUCAACCUAAAAAAAGAUAGAAAAAAACAAUCUCCAAAAUUUAUUAAAAUAGUUUUUCAGUUCACCACAAUGCUUUGUUUAUGAAAUUCAUUUGUUCAUUUCAUUUUGUCCAUAACAAAAGGCUUACAGGCCAGAAUCGUCCUACUCCCAAUUUAGCCAGGUGCUAGACAAGAUAAGAAAUGGCUUUGUAAUCAGCCCAUGAUUGUCAGUUUAAUACAAUUUAUAUUGCUGUGCAAUGUCCUUGCAUGAAAUAACUGUUCUCAAGGCAGCUGGUUUGUUUUACAUUGUUUUUACAUGUUUUUCUGCUUUUUUUUUUUUCUAUUAUGUAUUUAUAUGCAGUCUGUUUAGAUCAGCCAUUGAUUCAUUUUUUUACUUGUGCUUUAUUGGUUUACUAGGCUGGUGUUAAUUCAAGCAAUAUUCUCAUGAUGCUUUAGUUAAUGCAGUACUGACCUGUGAGAAAAUAUAUUAGAAACAUAACAUAGAAUGUGAUGGCAGAUAAAAACCAGUCAACCCACCUAGUCUGCCCAAUUUUCUAAAUACUUUUAUUAGUCCCUGGCCUUAUCUUACAGUUAGGAUAGCCUUAUGCCUAUCCCACGCAUGCUUAAACUUCCUCACUGUGUUAACCUCUACCACCUCAGCUGGAAGGCAUUCUAUGCAUCCACUACCCUCUCAGUAAAGUAAUACUUCCUGAUAUUAUUUUUAAACCCUUGCCCCUCUAAUUUAAAACUAUGUCCUCUUGUUGUGGUAGUUUUUCUUCUUUUAAAUAUAGUCUCCUCCUUUACUGUGUUGAUUCCCUUUAUGUAUUUUAAUGUUUCUAUGAAAUCCCACCCUUUGUUCGUCUUUCCUCCAAGCUGUUAAGAUCCUUUAACCUUUCCUUGUUCGUUUGAUCCUGCAAUCCAUGAACCAGUUUAGUAACCCUUCUCUGAACUCUCUCUAAAGUAUCAAUAUCCUUCUGGAGAUAAGGUCUCCAGUACUGUGUACAAUACUCCAAGUGAGGUCUCACCAGUGUUCUGUACAAUAGCAUGAGCACUUCCCUCUUUCUAUUGCUAAUACCUCUCCCUAUACAACUAAGCAUUCUGCUAGCAUUUCCUGCUGCUCUAUUACAUUGUCUGCCUACCUUUAAAGUGGCACUGUCAUGCCGAACUUACCUUUCUUUAAUCGAUUCCUCUUCUCUCCCUCUCUCAGGAUCUGUUCUUCAUUUCUUCCUGUCUGUUCUAGUUCUCUUUAAAACAUAAGACAAAGUAGGGACUAUUUGUCUUAUGGAGGUGUCCUACGCCUGACCAUCUCUGACCAGAGGAGGAGCAAAGUGUGCUUCAUUUCCAGUGGUCAAAGAAAUUUCCCCACAAGUCUAAGUCUUCCUCCCUGUUCCCGCGAUGCUUCUUGUCAAUAUUUAGACAGAACGCCGGCGAAACUGCCGAAUUGCAUCCUAACACAAUGAGAACAGAUUGUUUAUUCAUGUUAGGACACAAUUCGGGACUUAAUUCUAAUGAAUUAAAUUCCGAUCCUAUUCGUAGAUAGUAGAUAACUCCCUAAUUCCCACAGUAUCAGGGAGCUAUCUACCAAAAGGGUGAAAGACCUAAAUUGGUCUACCAGCCAAAUUUACUAAUACUAAGUAAAGAUUACUUGGUAUUAGUAAAUUCUGCCCCUACUUGCUAUAUCGCGAGUAGGGGCAUGUAUACUAAACAAUGAGCCGUUUGGGGCUACUCACUGUUAAAAAAACAAACAACCCACCCCCCACCCUCCAAAAAACACCUUAAUAUCCCCCACCCUUGAGCUCCCCCCGGCCCCCACCCCUGAGCGGUGGAUGGGGACUAUAAAUAACAAUAAGGGGGACGACAACCUAUUGUUGUGUCCCUCCCCCCACCUUGGGUCCCCAAGCCCCUAGUCAUCCCCCCCCACCCAAAUAAAAAAAUAAUAUUCCCCUACCUACCCCCUCACCCUAAAAAUAGUGAGGGGGGAAUAACAAACUAAGUACCUGUAAAAAAUAAAUAAAAAAAAAGGCCAAAUAAAAACCAUAAUACCUGUCUAACUAAACAUAAAAUAAAAAAAACAGAGUGCGAAAACAAAUCCGACGAAAAAGAAAAAACCCGACACUAAAAAAUUAAACCAUCUUCACCCGACGAGGGCACGGCACAGACUGAGCUCCACAGGGCAGGGAAAGGCUUAUAAAGGCUUGGGGACCCCUAGUCACCUUGGGGGGGGGGGUGACUCAGGGGUGGGGGGGCAAUAGGCCCCCCCCCCUUAUUGUUAUUUAUUGCCUCCACCCACUGCUCAGGGGUGUGGGCUAGGGGAAGUAUAGGUGUGUGUCCCCCCCCCUCAUUAUUCUUUAGGGCCCCCAACGCCACUCAGGGGGGCUGGGGAGAGAACAAUAGGCAAUAGGGUUUUUCUGUUUUUGUUUUUUACAACAGUGAGCAGCCACAGGCUGCUCACUGUUUAGUAGACAUGCGGUAUAGUGAGUAGGGGCAAUCGGGAACUGUGAGCCGGUAGCUCCCUCCUUGUAAUAAACUGAUUGAACAAACGAACACUGAUAUUCAGUGUUUGUUCGUUUGACAUUUCUAUUCAUUCAUUUGUCUUUCUGACGAAUGAAUAGAUAAAAUUCCUGUUCGCAUACCCAAGUGUUUAACUGGGCAUGUGUGGGAAUUUCACAGCUAUCUAGUGUGGGCAGAUGACGUGUCCCACAGGGACUUCAUCUACCCAACAAAGAUGGCAGCGCCCAGGACCUAGGUCCAGGCAGAAAAUAAAGAUGAUAAAAUAGGUAAUAUGGGGUGCUUAGGGGCAUUUGGGGGUGACUAGGGGGACAAUUGGAUAUAGUGGAGCCAGGAGGGGGGUUAAAAAAACAAAACAGGAUUCGGCCAUGACAGUGCCGCAUUACGUCAUCAGUAAUAAUUACCCCUAAAUCCCUUUCCUCAGUUGUUGAGGUUAGGACUCUAUCAAAUAUUCUGUACUCUGCCCUUGGGUGUUUACGCCCAAAAUGCAUUAUCUUGCACUUAUCAACAUUAAAUGUCAGUUGCCACAACUCUGACCAUUUUUCUAGUUUACCUAAAUCAUUUGUCAUAUGGCUUUAUCUCCUUGAACAUAAACCCUGAUGCAAAUCUUUGUAUCAUCAGCAAAAAGACAUAUCUUACCAUCAAGACCUUCUGCAAUAUCACUAAUAAAAAUAUUAAACAGAAUCUAUUAUUUCAUAUAUUUUGUAUUUAAUCACAUUUCUCCAACAGAACAUCACAUUUCUUAUUCCUGGGUUCUUUCACUAUAUGCGGAGUGCAGAGAUGGAGCAUUCACCACUUUUGACUCCUUUCAAAGAUCUGCAGCACAAAACCAGAUCACACGACCUCUCCUGCAAUGAUGGUAAUUGUAAAAUGGAUACAGUUUAAUAUCUGAUGGAAAAAAUGUGAAUAUACUCACUACAUCCUGUUUAAUGUUUGUGGUUGGUGGCCCCUUUAAAAUUUCAGUAUCCAAGGUUAACAUUUUUCAAAUCUAGCAGACUGGGGUUGUGGACUAGAUAAAGUACAUUGUUGCUGUAUCUUCAUGGCUGCAAUAAUUUGCUAUUUUUAGUACCACGGCAAUGGCCAUUAAAAUGUAAGCUCAUAUGCCUUGUUGAAGCAAAGCUCUUCAGUGAGUCCUACACUUAACAAUUCAACUUGAUGCUUUUAGCUAUAAGUUGAGAGAGAAUGAGACAGAAAGAUAUAUUUUUAUGAAUCCCUACACAAGUAUUAACCCUUAGUAGGAUACAUGUGGUGGGCAGCAUCACUGUAACAUUGCUGUGUAAUAAAAAAACAAAUACAAAUGCAUAAAGUUACUUUUUAUUUUAAAGGGACAAAAUAGGCACCAAAUCAGCUUAAUGGAGUGGUUCUGGUGUUUAGAUCAUGCCCCUGAAGUCUCACUGCUCAAUUCUCUUGCAUUUUAGAGUUAAAUCACUUUAUGCAGCCCUACUCCUACCUCCAUGCAUGUGACUUGCACAGCCUUCCUAAAUCCUUUCUGUAAACGGUGCUUAAACUUCCUUUGUUACAAAUUCUCUUUAAUGUAGAAUUUCCCAUCUCCUGCUCAAUAGCCUCCUAGACCCUGCAGGAUUCGUGUAUGUGGUUAAAGUUCAAUUUACAAAGCAGGAGAUAAAAACUUCUAAAGCAACAUGUGACUAAAAAUGAAACAAUUUUUCAUGCAGACUGUGUGAGUCACAGAUAGGGGAGGUGUGACUAGGACUGCAUGAACAGAAACCAUAAUGAUUUAACUCCUGCAGGGACAUGCUAUAUGCACAAAAAACUGCUUUAUUAAGCUAAAGUAAAGUUUUGUCCCGGUAGUGUCCCUUUAAAUUUAAUGUGACAACUUUAAAUUUACACUUUGUAUGGAUUUAUUGUAAAUAUUAUGCUGACCGAAUUGUGUAGAUUAAAAGGUAUACUUACUUGAAGAGUACCUUCCACCUCCUCUAAACUGGCCAUGACAAUGAAUGUGGCUACUCACUCCUAAUGACUUGCAUGCAUCCCAUAAUAUUUAACAGGUUUCUCUUCAAUGCCUUGCUGAACUAACGCACGUCAGGGCUUCAUACACAAAUUGUUUUGUUUUAGUGGUUGUCAUGCACUGACUUUUUUUUUUUUUUUUUCUGACAGUUAUGGCAAAAUAUUUACAGAAUAACUCAAUGAAUACUGGUGAGGAUCAUCCACACAGUGAUUGCUGUGUCGUUUUAACACCUCCGACCCCAUCUGCAAGGUAUUGAUAUAUUUGUGUUAUUAAAUAGUUUUAUGAAAGGUUUUUUUUUUUUUUUUUUUUCAAAGAAGACAAUCCAACAAUAAGAACAAAAGAAACAUUCUAGUUCAGAGUGAGAUCAUACAGUGUGUGUGUGUCUGUCUGUCUAUCUAUCUAUGGUCAUGUACUAGUCUAAUGACCAAAUCAACUUUAGCUUUAUGAAGCCGUUUUGGUGUUUAGAUCAUGCUCCUGCAGUCUCACUGAUCAAUUCUCUGCCAUUUAAGAGGUAAAUCAUUUUGUUUAUACUUCCCUAGUCCUACCUCUCUGCAUAUAACUUGCACAGCCUUCCUAAACACUUCCUGUAAAUAGACAUGUAUUGUUUAAACUUCCUUUAUUGGAAAGUCUGUUUAAUUGAUAACUUCUUAUCUCAUGCUAUGUUAUAGCAAUGUAGGCCCUGCAGGAGCCUCCUGUGUGUGUGAUUUAAGUUCAAUUUACAGCGCAGGAGAAAGACAGACAUUUCUAAAGCAAGUUGACAUCUGAUUGAAAAUGAAAACCAUUUUUGUUUAUGCAGGCUGUGUGAGUCACAGCCAGGGAAGUGUGGCUAGGACUGUAUAAACAGAGGAUUUAACUUCUAAAUGGCAGAGAAUUGAGCAGUGAGACUGCAAUGCCAAGACCUAUUCACCAAAACCCCUUCAUUAAGCUGAAGUUGUUUUGAUGCCUAUCGUGUCCUUUUAAGACACAAAAAUUGUCAUUCAGCACUUGACCGAUUCAGUCGAAUGACAAUGACAUGGUCCUAAUAUGUUAAAUCGUGAUGUUGGUUCACUGUAUCUUCAAUUAAAAAACAGCUUUUGACUACUCCAAGACCUAUGAGGGCUCUCUCUUCUUUUGUCUUAUAUAAAGUGGCCAGAGAAAGCAUAUUGGGAAAAGAAACAUGAGUAAUCAUGUCAUAUCAUACAAAACAUGAGUAUGUGAAUCAUGAAUAUAAUUGGCAGCUAUGCUGUGCAAUUUUUCAGGUAAAAACAGCAAUAUAAUUACUUAAAGCGUACCAUGUUUGCUUUCUUAUUUCGCAAAAUUGUAUUUUCUUUGCCAAAUGAGUCAUAAAAUCAUUUCUAUGGCUCACAGUGUGUAGCUAUGGUUUCAAGUAAUUAAUCACAAAGAGUAUUUUUUAAAUUACAAUUACAGUAUUUUUUAAAUCAAGGCAGACAUUAUUUUAUAAAUGUUGGAAAUAAGUGAAACGUCUUUCAUAGCUGCCUGUGUUUCCAGCACAAAUCAUGAUUUAUAUUAAGGUUCAGGCUCUCGGUUCAAUCUCAAACCAUGUCAGAUUAACUGUAAUAAAUUAUAUGCAUGCAUACUUCAAUAUAGAGUCGACAAGUGCCUUUUACAGGCUAGAUUAGAAUAUUAUACAGAAGCAUUCUAAUAGCAAACACAGUUCUGACUCUAGGUGAGUCUCGGUGUGACCCACAGAACUUGCACUAUUGACAGUUUAAAGAUGCACUUACUAAAUUUUGUGGUUUUAUGUAGGUCAAAAUGCUCUGUUGGUCAAUGCAACCACCUCCAUAGAGCCAGGAGUAGAUAAACUGUUCUAACUACUGUUAGACUACUAGGGGAAGUCAGUGCAAUCCUGGCACCAUAACCACUAUAUUGCUUUGUUUUAUUAUGAUGCUUGGAGUGUUCCUUUAAUAUACUCAUGUAAUUAGACCCAUAAACACUUUCAGAUUCUGGCCCUUAAUCCCAUCCAUACGGGCAGUCCAGACCUGAAAUGCUGGCACGAGAUACAGCAACCCUGGACUUUUCUCUCAUUUAGUAAUGUAUUAUGCAAAUAGUAUAUUAUGCAAAUUCCUCAACCCCUGACGAAGGUGUCACCGCACACCGAAAUGCGCGUCGGGCGACCAGCAUGUUUUCACUUCACCUAUCUAGUUUUUUUCUUUUUCACUAAGGGAUAUGCACCAAAAGGAAUGAACACUUAGAUUAACUUUACUUUCUUUCAUUUACUUCUAGCCAGUUGGGAUUUGGUAGUAAAAGGCAGUGGACCUAUUUAGAGUGAGCAUUAGAUUAGAACACCCAUGAAGGUGUUUUAUAGAGCUUAGGGACUUCUUUUGAGGCUUAUAUACAAAGUAUAUAAAGGAAGUGUGUUUCCUCUCUGUGCCUUACAAUUUCCUUUUUCUUCUCCCUACCUCUACUUAUAACAGGGAUUAUUGCUCACAAACUACUCUAUUAUAAGGUAUUAGCUCUCCCACUUUGUCUUUAAUAUUUUCUAGUCCUAUUUUUAAUAUCUAUUCUGGACGUCUAUAUUAAGACAUUAUUUCUACCACAUAUCAGUCUUCAUAGAGGGGAUUCAGUAUAGUACCUUCCCCUUCUUGUUUUGUUUGGGGGGGGCUUACUAUUUGGCUAUUUUUACUUCAAGACUUAAUAAAGAUUUUUUAUUUCAAUUACUUUUUGGACCUAGUUCAACCAGGAUAUUUAAGGCCUUUUUUUGGGGACUGAUAAGUUUAAUGGUUCCUUGCCUUGUUCCCUUUUCCCCUCUAUUUAGAUCCCUAUACUGGCCAUUUCAAUUUAUGUACGGUUACUUCACAUUUUGUCCAUUUAUUAUUUUUUGCCAGCAUUUAAAGAUCUCCCCAGGUGGAGAUCAUAUUCAUUAUUAUUUUAUAGUUUAUUAGGGUACAAGCCCUUGGUGGAGCUUGCAUCACCGUUUGACCUUAAGGCUUUGUAUUACCUCGCAUGCCCCGCUGUCCAUCUAUUGCGGUGGCUUGGCAAACAAAGCAUCUAUCCCACUGUAUUAUAUUUAUGCAAAUAGUAGGCGAAAACACACAGAUAAAAAAAAACAAAAGGUAUCUCUAAUACUUCUUCUUUGCUGCAGUUCACACAGAAGUAUCUAAAUAUUUACAUUUACUUAAUCUUUUCCUAUGGCACUAUCUCAAUUUUUUUUGCCAAUAUCAUUAACCCACUCCCGUCUUAUAUUGCUAGCCCACUUAUAUUUAAUAUUAUUAGCUCUCUCUCCUGAGUGUCACCUGCACCAUCCACAUGCUACUGUCUGCAUCCACCACAUCCAAACCCAUGUCACUGUGUCCAUCUUCUAUUUCCCCAUUUGCUCAUCCACUCCCUACCUAUAGCACUGCAUCUAUCCACACAUUCACCAUGCCAGUAUUGCCAAUUCUCAGGUAACUAGGCCCACAGAAAAUGCAUAAGGCACAUGCAUUAUGGCAAAUGGGGCUUUUGCCCUAGACCCCUAGCACAUGUUGUGUGCUGUGUCACAGAAGUGGGUAGGCAGGUAGGUUGUGCAGGGCUUUUGCUAGCUCCGCUCUAUGUGAGCAUGUACUUGGCCAGCUGUCUCAGCAUUUCAGGUCUGGACUGGCCCCCUAUGAUAUUUCAUUUGGACAUUGAUGUAUCCAACCCGGCUGCCAGACUAUGAUGACUAUGUAUAAAGUGGAGUUUUUUUGCAAGUGGUUGUUGGGUGAGGUGAGACAUUGAUGUGAGAACAGAGUCCAUAACUGAGACAUGCACAAAUUCUGGGAGUACUUCAAUAAAUUGUACAUGUCAUACUGAUGGAGGCUGCCUAGAUAUCUCACCUCAAACCUUCAUCAGCUUCCAUCAGUCAAACCCAUAUGCUAUAUGUGCUUUGUGAGAAGAAAAAUCCACAAAGAGGUCUGGGAGUGUAGGGUGAAAAAUAUGCUAUUUAUUUCUACUUGUCCCAAGCCAAAAGUUGCCAUAUCUCUCGUGUAAGUUUUACAUAGUGCACUCCUUGAUCAGCUCAUGUCCCUAUUAACAGCACACAACUUGAAUUACUUUUACUAUUCAUUUGAAAUCGUAUUUUAACAUUGUCAUCUUGUACUCUUGGAGAUCAAUAUAUUGUAACAAUGAAGGGUUUCUGUUUUGUUUUGUAAAACAUUGCUUGACAUUGAAUAAAAUUAUCGUAUGAUUUAAUAUUUUGUAAGAAUGACGGGUGUUUGGUAAAUGUCAGCAAAGUAAUAUAUUUUCCUUGAUCUAUAUAUUUUUAUAUUUUUUUUUUAGAACAGCUAUUAGCCAACAGAAGACGACUAAUGACUACUGUUCCCCAGCAGUGCAUGCAUGUUGUCUCUCUCCUGGGACCCCCACACAGGACGAACCUUGCGAUGGAGGCUUUGCAAUAAGAAAAUGCACAUUGCAUACCCUUGGCUCAGGGAUGAAUACAGGAUCAGAUAUAACACUGCUCACCCACUGUCUGAAAAGCAUGAGCAUGACUGGAGGUACUGGUGAAGAAAAGGCUUGUGAUUUAAACAAACCUCCUAGUUCUGCCUCUGCAUCCCUUGCAGUAGAGCAUUGUGACUCCUUGCUAAACUCUGUUCCUCCUUCCACGUCUUCAUGUGCGUCUGCCCAGGGCAGAAGCCAGCCUCCAUUUUGUUCAAAUUACUCUUCUCCAAUCACAACGCAGGUUGCACCUUUACCCAACAAUCCUGCACUUAUGACUGUGAACAACCCUCUCGGUAUGGGUCCAGACGCUCCUAUCCCCUCUCAAAGUGACAAUCCCUGUAUAAAUGGAGAUGGUUCCUGUGUUGUUCAGUCAAGUAAGUCCCCUCUUCAGUGCCGUAAUAGUCCACAUCCCUACACAACUCCAUUUAUAGAUGCAGCUAGUAGCUCACCUGCAAACAGACUGUCCACAUCUCCUUCACAAAAUGCAUCUUGCCCUAGUUCUCUAUCUGCAUUAACACUACCUCUAAACCCCAUUAAGUGCUCUUCGUGUUCUCCUCCAGAAAGCAAAGCCAUUGACAUAGCGCCUGUGCCUUCUUCUGGCAAUAUUAGAACCAUGGGCCCCAGUAUAGGCACAGAAUUGGAGUUGCAUGAGAACGGCUGUGGCUUUCUGGACAUAUCCAGAUUACAGGAUGAUGAAGCAAAUCUUCCAGAAGAAGCUUUUCCUAAAGUGACCUCCACGCCGGUUAAAGAUGGGCGCAUUUCAGAGUUAGCGUCUUCUACUCUAAGCUGUGCUAGUACUACGGAGCUCCGAGUUCCAACUAUGGUGGAAGAAAUCCGAGAAGGAAUGUAUGCAGGCAGCUGUUACCACAAGGAUGGCUCCAGACUCUGUAAGGACUCACUGCAUAUUAUUUUCACUUGCUUUUGUGCAUGUAUUUUUGUUCCACAGACACACACAUGUUCUGUAGUAUUCCUGUUAUUACAACAUGUUUUCAAACCCCAUCUUAGGUUAUAUAUAAUUUUCCGUGCUGUACAGGGGCCCCUAGUUUCAUGGAGAGUCUGUCUCUCCAGCUUAUCUGCUGGUGUAUCAUUAUCAGUAGAGAGCUGUAACUACCAAACAACAUAGGCAGCAGUUGUUAUAUACCUUUUUUUUUGUAAUUAAUUGCCACUUGUAGCUGGUGGUAAUGCUCGAAAAAGGUUAGUGCACCCUGUGUCACUGUUAAAGUUAUCUAUUAAAGUUAUAUAAAUUAUAGUUUGAACAUGUCCAAUUCUUGUUUUUAAAAAGCUCAUUACAUUUAAUGAAACUUGAAUAAAAUAUUUUGGAUGUAUAUGUAUUUAUUUUAGAAAAUGUAACUUUUUUAUCUGACUGUACAGUCAUCUGACAACCGCUGCUCAACCAAAGUUGCCUGCUGCUGUGAUUGCCAUGUGUGCUGUGUGAAACAGCAGCAUCAAGUUAGGUUGACAAGCAUUAGUAAGAUAACGGUAGAAACUGACCCAACAUGGCUGCUCAGUCAGAUAAAAAAGUGACAUUUUUAAAAAUCAAUCCAUGUACAUUUUAAAAAAUAAUUGUUUCAUUAGAUGUAAUAAACUCAAAAAAAUGAGCAUUUAAAACUUGAUAGUAGUUGUCCUUUGUGACUGCUGCUCCUAAAAAUAGUGUGUUAUUUAAAGUGGAUUGGUCACGAGAAAUGGUCUUUGGACCAUUGUGUAGCAUAUUAAAAUGGUAAUUUCUAUAUCUGCUCAGGAGGUGUUUUAUGAAACGCAUAUCAGUCACGUCCUGUCUGUCUUUCUGUACGUCUCUCUGUUUGUCUAUCUUCAUGCAUAAACGUAGCAUUUUAAAGUUUUUUUUUUUUGUUGUUUUUUUUUUAAGAUUCAUGUUGCACUCCUUAACCUAUUUCACUAAACAAAGCUUUGCCAUGUAAUAUAUACUUGGAUGUCAUAUUAACAGAGUAACUCUGUAGAGAUAUAUAGUGUAGGGUGAAAUUUGAAAAAUUUAUAUUUGUUUUAAUCCUGGCAAAAGCUGAAUCCCGUUAUGUUUCUGAUGUUGAAUGAAUGGAGCUUAGCGCCUUAUAAUCUUGCAGAUUGAAUGUUUUUUAGGCCAGGUACAAUUUCCAAACCAUGAAUGAUACACUUAACCUAGACCCAGGGCUUUACUGCAUGGAGCUAGGAUAUAUAGCUGUAAAACUGGGGCUGUGCCUGUGCAAAUGGAACAGAUGGGAACCUUAGCUGUUUGGUGGAGCCAUGCCAAAUGCAUUAACAGUACAGAAGCCAGAGUUUGAUUUAGCUCAGAGAACGUGUGCAAGUGAAUGUCUUGGCCAAGUUAACUACUGGGUAAUAGGAAUACUACUGGAAAUGAAAAGUUAUUUACUUUGAAAUAAAAAUAAAAUAAUUAGUUCCCCUUUUCUACAGCAGAGCACUCUGUCCAGGCAAUACAUUUAUUUUUUAUGUCAUUAAAGAAAGACCAUAACCACUACAGCUCACCAUAGUGCUUAUGGUGCCAGGAGUGCCCUUUCUCCAUUCCACAGCAAGUAUGGAAACCGGCAUAGUACGAUUUGACUGCAUACCUGGGUCCUGCAGGGACCCAUGACCACAUUUGCUGCAUCCUGCCUUCUCCAGCAAAGCUGGGUCAUGCAAGACUGAGUACUCUUGGCCAAUAAGCAUGGCCAUUCUUUAGCCAUGCUUUAUUCUGUAGAGACAUAUUUUUUUUUUCACAUGUCUCUCUUUUUAUUGAGAAUUUUCAGUAUAUAUAACAUCAGUACACAUAACAUCAGCCCAUGCAGCUGCAAUGACACAGGUAUCAGUAACAUCAGUGCACAUAAGGAUAGUGGCUUACAGUAUGCUUUAUACAACCUAGUAAAAGUACUUUGAUUGUCUAGGCACUAUAACACAAGAAUAUCACAUCGGAAAUAACAUCACAGGCACAUGUUUUAAUAAGUCCUAUCAUUAUGUCGUGUACAUUUUCAUCUAUCACACUGUUUCUUGUCAUGUGCCUUGGCAGGUACAGCUGCAUAUACCUCAGUAAACAUGCACUGUAAGUAAUGAAAUGAGAUACGGGGGAGAAGAUCCGUGACUGGAUGGAGGUGGGGGCGGGGGACAGAUGGGGGAGAGGGGGAAAUUGUGUCCAUUAUGGAAGGAAUAAUUUGAGAAUUGUGGUAAAUGUUGUGAGACACCAUUUUUCACCAUGACGUCAUCCCUAUUGCAUUACACAAGAUUAGCCAUCAGGGAGCAGAGGAUAUCUGGUAUCGGCUAGGGAAUGGAUAGGGUCGUAUUGUUUUGAGAGAGCGUUUGGAUUGACCUGUUUAGAGGACAGCGCAUCCCAUCCAGCUUUUCCAUAAUUUCGAGUGAACAGUUUCUCUACCUCUCAGUCUAUAGGCCAAUUGUUCAUAUUGGUAAAUUGACUCCAUCCUAUUCCAUAGCUUGUGUAUUGAAGGGAUGGUCACCCCUUUCCACUGGCUUGCUAUACUAGUUUUUGCGGCUUGGAGUAUGUGAAUUACAACAACUUUAUUCGAUGAUAAUAAAAUUUCUGGUGCAAUAUGUAGUAGAAAGCAUUCUGGUUUGAAUAGUUGAACUUGUGUGAUUGUGCGUAUGGCCUCUUGUAUCUUGAGCCAGAAAUUUUUUAAUGUAGGGCAGUCCCAGAAAAUGUGUUUCAACGUGCCCGAUGACUAGUUGCACCUCCAGCAUGCGGGGGAAGUUCCCGUAUAGAUUUUUGGCUAACCUGAAGGGAACCCUGUACCACCUCAUCAGAAUCUUGCAAUAGGAUUCCCAGUGGGAUAAGUUGAUAGAUGAGGCCUUGGUGGUCUGGAUGACCUGUAACCAUAUAGGAAUGGGAAAUGAGCUGUCUAGGUCUGCUUCCCAUUGGGUCAUAUAUGGAAGUUUAACUGUAGCUUCUACGUUCAUUAAAGCGUUGUAGCAAAGGGACAACAGUUUAGUGGGUUGUUUCUUGUGUAUGCAACAUUGGCCAAAUGGUGUCAGAUAAGAGUCUUCACCUAUUUUUAUCUGAAUUUGUGAUAGAAUAUGUUUCACUCGUAGGUAAGUGAAUAUUUCCCUUGGAGAAGGGAGAAUUCUUCUUGCAUAAUCUGGAAAGGUUUUAUACCCUUUUCGUCAUGGAGUGACCCUAGGGUGGUAGCUCCUCCUUUGAUCCAGUUGUUAAGUGAAAUAUCUCUGGAUAAGGAUGUAACGGAUUGUAUAGGAGCCCUUGACACCAAGCUGAUAGGGCCUAGCAAGCCUUGGGACCAUUGUCUCCAGUUGUGCAGUAGAAAUUUUGAACCUGGUAGUAUUGACAGGAUGGAGCUAUGGGGCAUGGAGGUUGUCCAUAGUAGGUGUUUAGGUUUGUUAGGUUGAAUGUACGAAUCUUCCAAAGGAAGUCAUACCGGUGUAUGGGAUUGUGUCAAUACAGAUAAACCAUAAGAUAAGAUUGAGGCUUUAUAGUACAUCUUAAUGUUUUGGUAUUCCAAGGCCCCCUUUCUGAGGAGGGAGCCAGGAUAAACGGCUUGGUAUUCUAGGUGUUUUUUACUUCCAGAUGUGAGCAUUGAAUGUGGAUUGCAGGUUUUGCAGUACUGUACAUUGUUUGGUACUAGUAUAGGGAGGGCGCGGGAGAGAUACAGGACAUGGGGUAGAGACAUAAUUUUUAUAGUGUGGAUUUAUCCUAACCAAGAAAUUUCCUUCUCUUUCCAAUUCUCCAGUUGUGUUUUUAGUUUGUACAUAAGUGGUAUAUGAGUUAUGUUGGGAGUUAGUUAGAUUAAUACCCAAGUAUUUUAGAGCCGAUUUUCUCCAGUCAAGUGGGUAUGUGUUUUUUUUAAGAUAUGUAGUGUUGUAUGGGGAAUUCCUAUUGAUAAUGCUUGAGUCUUUUUCGCCUUAUUUAUGUAAAAGGAGACGUGACCAGAUGACAGAUGUCAUUUUAGAUACAAGAUGUGCAGGUUCCCAGAUCCUUAGGGCAGUGAUAACAAACUUGGCAUAUGUGUCAUCACUGGUAAUCUCAAUCGUCCAGGCUCAAGGAAAUAUUGCUUGCUAAUAUGCGAAAGGCAUCAUUCCAUAAUCAUCUGAUUUCCUAGCGCUGACAUGACAAUGAGGAAAGAGUGAAUAAAAAUGCAGACUGCACUUAAAAUCUGAUCAGUUCUUGUUUUUGGCAGAAGAUUAAGAAUUCGGGAGACAAAAUGUUUUCAGUCGUAGCUUUAGGGCAGUGCUAUCUAACUUUUGGCAUAUGAUGGCCAGAAUAUCAUUCAGAAGGUCAUCUUUAAAAGCAAAGCCUUAUUCGAAGUAUUAAGUGUCCAUUUACUUUCAGAAAUAUCUGGACCCUACUGUCACGGUUCCACGGGAUUCUGUCAGCGUGGCCGCACAGAAACAUAGCGGUCACGCCAAGAGAAACAAUACUUACCUUGCUCGCGGCAGACCACUACCCGAUCUCCUUCCAUCCCGGUCCCCAGCGCAUGCCGCGUUCCUAAAGACGCCGGCCGCUGUGGUUCCGGUUUUAGCUUUUGCCCACAUUAAAGAUGACGCUUACGUGCGUGCGACCUCACGUCAGACGUGCACACAUGUUUUGGUGUCAGAGGCCACAUACAUUGGCUGUAUGUGGCCUCUGACCCCAAAACGUGCAUGGUUUCCCUUUGCUGGUUAUCCGAGAGUGUGUUCCUGAUCGUAUUAUUCUGUUUUUUGACUUUUGGCUUUAUUUUGACUUCGCUGAUUUCUGACUUUUGGCUUUCCCUCAUCGUUGUCUCAUUCUGUAUCCUGACCUCUGCAAGUAUUUUGACUCUUCUUUGGUAUGUUAAGUCCGGCCAUUCUAAGUAGUGAUCAACAUAUAUUGUUUUUUUUAGAGCUGAUACCAAUAAUCUGUGAACUUUCAGGCCUAUAAUUUACCGAUAUUCUGUAUGUUUACCAUUUUGAAAAAAUAAACUUUUUCUAAAGGUAAAUGCACAAAAUAUAAAUGCCACAUGUAGUGGAUGCAGUGUGUUUAGACAGGAGAGCUGUGUGUGUUUGUGUAGUGGAUGCAGUGUGUAUUUGUGUAGUCUGUGUAUAUAAUGAAUGCAGAGUGUGUUUGUGUAGUGUGUGUUUCUGUAGGUAUGUAAUUUGUGUAAAAUAGGGGGGGGGGCAUUUUUUAUUUUUUUAUUUUUUUUUAGUCCCCCCUCCCUGCUUGUUACCUGGCAUGGAGGGGGGGAGGGGGGGGGAAUAUAGCAUUCCCUGGAGGUCUGGUGGCAUGGACUGUGCAGUGGUGGCCCAGCAAGCCCUUACUUACCUUCCCAGCAGCUCCCUUGUCUAAAUCUCGCAGCCAGCGUUGCCAUAGUAACCCGUAGCAACGCUCUGAGGGCCACGGGACUCGCGAGAUUUACACUGAGGAGCUGAAGGGAGCUGCUUGGAAGGUAAGUAAGAGCUUGCUUCGGGCCCUCCAGGACCGCCAGGCUAGUCAUGGGCCCGGUGGUCCUGGUAUGUAUUAUCGGCAAUAUCGGUAUCUCUAUAGGCCGAUACCAAUAUUGUUGAAAAUACCGAAUAUCGGCUGAAAAUCGGUCUAUCCCUAAUUCUAAGGUCCGAUUAGACAUUUUUCUUAGUCCUAGGUGUGAUACUAUUUCUGCGUGCUGGAUCAACCAGUAAUCCUGACACCUAAAUAAAGGUUACCGUAUGUUCUUGUUGGGGAUUAAAUGUCUAAAACCUGCACAAGAAAUCUCACUAAAAUGUCCAUGGUGGAAUAAGUAAAGCAAAAUAUGAAUCACCCUCUAGUUCUAGUUCAAUCAGUCACAAAGUGCUAAAAAUUUAUACGUAUAUGCCCAGGAACCUUUGACAGGCAAAAACUGUAACAAAAAAAAGACAAAUAUAGUGCGCAACAAAAAACCUUUAAAUAAUAUUUAACAUUUCUUGUAGACAACUUUCAUAUAUUUUCUUACUAAAAACAUAAAAUCUAAACACACAGUGCAAAAUUGUGCAAAUGUAUAAUUAUUUGUAAAGGAAACCAGAGAAAAAUCAAACACAAAAUCCAAGAGGUAAAGACACACGGCUGUAGCGCUGUGGGAGGAUCAAACCCUCGUGAAAAUUGGAUCUCAACUCUCCUGGGCACAUCCAAAGACAAAGCCUCGAGAGUCAGAGCAAAAAGCGUUGUUAUACACCAGAUUCCUGGAACAAGGAAGUGACUGGAGAGUGGUGCAAGCUCAAAUUUUUUGUCUAUGCUUCCUACUCCAUCUGCCCCCCCCCCACCAAGCCAUGCCCUCCCCGCCCCCCCCCAUUUAUUUCCCUCUCUCUCUACCUUCAAAUUUUUUCCCUCUAUUUCCCCUUCAGAAUUUAACUCCUGUUUACAUAAUGAAGCAGUAGGGUAAAAUUAAUUAAGACAGCAGAAAUUUGUCUGUGGCGACUCGAGAUAACAAAAAACUGUUAGAUAUGGACCCUGAAACAUGGGGACAGGGAGGAAAAUAUAAAAAAAAAAAAAAAAAAAUUUAAAGUCUCGCACCAUUUUUUUUAUUUUUUGUUUUGCAUUCUAUUAUCAAAAUACCACUUGCUACUAACGUUUGUGGGUUUUGUUUUUAUUUUUUACCUUUGUUCAGACAUCCAGUUUCAGGUACAGAGUGUAACUGUUGGCAGCACCCCCAUUUUCAAUAUCUGGGUGUCUAAGGAUUUGCUGCAGAGCCAACGUGAAGCGAUUGCCAGAACCCGUCUCCUGCUCUCCAGCUUGGCAAGCUCUUCCCAAUCUCUACUGGAACAGUCUGAACGCAGCUUGGGAGAGGUUUGUGUACACAGAAAUCCAUCUUACUGUACAAGCUCGUAAAAUAGAAAGGAUGUAAAUAUUACCACAGUAAUAUUUAGUUUACACUUCCUCUGUUCCAUCUUAAAAUAGACUUAAUUAAAUAAACCUUUAAAAAAGCCUUCACCACUUCAAGGUCAGCUGGUCCUAGAAAGGAUAUAGAAAAAGCACACGUUACAUAAAAAUAGUAGAAAAAUAAUCUAUAUAUAUACAUAGCUCUUACAAAAGCUUUUAUUGUGAUGAUUAAUUUAUUUCUCAUAAAAUGCAUAGCUAUAUCUGUCCUCCUCAAUGCAGAUUCUAAGAAUGUUAGAAUUAAAGAGAAACUCAAAUAAAUAUCUUCUACAGCUUAUUGUAGACAAUCCACUUCCUCCCCUGCUGAUGGACAUGCCAUUUGAUGUGUUGUUCUCUUUUGAAUUUAUUAUUUUAUUUAUUUGAUAUCGAGGAAGUUUCACUACUUAUCAAUAACUUCUGUUAUGGUGUGUUUGGGUUUUGUACAGAUUGUACUCCUGCACAUAUUGUGAACAUUUAAUCUAACACAUUGAAUUUUUUAAACAUAUUUACAGUUUGGAUUUGCAAUCUUUUUUAACAUUAUCUAAAAAUGCAAUAGUUAUACUUUUACACACUAUAUUAUAUGAAGAAUUCUAGAAAAUACUGUAAAAAAUAAUGCAGCAAUGAAAGGUUGUAUCUUGAAAGAAAUUUUUUUUUUUCUCUGUGAUAACAUUUCCAGUUAAAGUCAUACUUACCCCUACCAUCCUCUCUAACAAGUAUCUUAAACCUUUGAAGGCUCCUGGAUUAAAAUUGCUUGAAUUUAGGGCUGUCGGAGUGGAAACCUUUGUAAAGUUGUACAAACUACUUCAGAUUCUUAUAUAUCUCGAGAUGCACUUAAAACAUUUCCAGCAUUUGUAUAUUAUUUAAACCCACAGCAGCUCAAAUGGAGAGAUUCCUCAUAAUGCCCCAAAUACAAUGAGGCGGAGUUAAAAUAGUUUCAUUGAUUCUGGAUCCUUCAAUUCUGUAACACCAUCACAAAAUGUAUUAAUAAUACUUUUGCAUACGAAAUGUCUUUAUUCCCUGUGCAACUAUAUUAAUUGGUUUAUUAUCUGAUUCAAAUAAAUCACAAUAAAAGAAUCAUUAAAAUGACCUUGCUGUAUGUAGGUUAUAUAUCUAUAUUGUAACCGUAGGUGGUUCCCUUAUUUACCACUAUAAUGUCUUAAAGCAUAGAACUUAGUAGGGCUAACCAUACAGAUAUCUUAGCCAUAAUUUUAUAUAGUUAGUAAGAGAUCCUCUAUUUACCAUAUAUAAAUAAUUGAGAAUACAAUAUAAAAUAAGGAUUGUCUUGGAAGCAAUAGUUUUGUCUUUUUGGAUAUUUAUUAUAUAAAAAUAUAAAUAUAAAAUCCAUUAUAGCAGAGUUUAUAAGAUUAAAUUACAUGCUUGCAAAUAUCAUUAAUAGGUUAACAUAUCCUUCUGAUCAUGUCAUCGUGUCAGCCUCUCUGUCAUUUUAAGAUGGAGAAGCGUCUGUCUCCAAGUCUCUCCUCUGUGUCUUAACAUUUAGAAGUACACCUUUUUUUUUUCUUUUUUUUUAUAUUUAUUUUAUUUACCAAUAUUUUUCUUUCUUUUUAUACAUAUCAAAUAAACAAUUAUUUUACUAAUUUUGCAAAUAUCAAUAUUGCAACCUUAAUAUUACUACAAUCAUAUAUAUUCAUUUAACCAUCCAUAGCAUUAUAGCAUUAACAUUAUAUAUAGUUCACAACAACAAAACAGACAUAUAACACAAAGAAAAAAAAAAAAAGAACACAUUUAUAUGAGACUCGAUAAGGGAUGGGCCACAAACUUACAACUCGUUGUUAUAUGUUAUAUAGGAAAUUUGGAAUUACCCUCUCCACCUCACCCUAUAUCAUAUUCAAGAUGUUAUUAUUACCAUAUCACAUUAAAUAGGUUGUUCCAACACAUAUUCCAAUAUUACAUCCUGAGAAAAAAAAAGAAGAGGAAAAAAAAAAAAUGUAGUACACCUUUUUAUACCUUAGGUGUCUCCAUUUUCGGGUUACCGUAGUUCAAAUAUGAAAAAGUAACACUUCUUUUACUUUAUUCAAUUUAGGACCUCCCUUAACUUGGCAAACAUACAAGGCCAUAACUAAAGGGUGCAAACGUCAUGGAAAUUUUCCUGAUUUAGUUCAAGAUGGCAUCUUAAAGUCUGAAUAGGUUAUCUGUUGUUUAUACGAAGUUGUAAGUGUACAGUCGUGGGAGAUUCCCGGAUUUGGGGAAGUUCCAUUAACUUGCGGUUACCACAGUAUAUUGUGUACUGCAAGAGUCGUAGUAUAGCCUUGAAGCUUGUUUAUGCAUUGUUGUUAUUGUAAUUCGUCUGGGACAAAAUGGCGCAAACAUUAUGCACUGAGGCUAUUGCUUAAAGAAACAUCUAUGAAAAACAAUAUGUUCCAUUUAUAACACCUUGUCAGUUUGCAAUAUCUCUUAAAGACAAAGUACAAAGUUUAAGAAAUACAAUAUUUAAUUCUAAAACUUGUAAUAUUUGCAUUUGCCCAUAACAAUAUGACUGGAUUUCAACAGAUGUCCCCAUCCAUGCCCUUACAAUGGUUGGAACUAAUUUGUGUAUGUAGAAAGAAUUAGCUUGAUUCACUAUCACACAAUAAAGGUACAGUAAUAAACAUUUAUUCUAGUACUGACAAGCUGAUUAUUAAUACUUUGGAUUCUGAUUUGACACAGAAAAUGCAUGAGUUUGGGAAAACCAGUUGGCACCUUUAUAAUAGUUUGGUGGAAUUCCCUCCUUCAGUCUUGUAGCAUAUUUACCUUCUAUAAGUGCAGAUUGAUUAAACAUUAAAGAAACACUGUAGUGUUAGUAAUAUGUGUUGCAGGGUUAAAACAACAGGAGCAUGGCACCCACACCAAAUCACUGAGAUAAAGUGGUUUGGGUGCCUAUAUUGUCCCUUUAAACUCUAAGGCUGCCAUUUAGUAACUGUAUCCAUUAAGGAUUUGUGCUUUCUUUUCUUACCGCUUUAAGAAAAUUGAAUCUAAAAAUAUACAUGGUAUUAUUCUCUAUACUGGUAAUGUACAAAAUUGAGAGAUUUCUAUAUAUUUGCUAUUUUGGUUUACAUUUUGCAUUUCCUUUGCCAAUUUACUGCAAUUGCUGGCCAGUGAACAAUCUUUGUGUAUGUUGCGUAUGCGAGAGUACAACACUGAGAUCUAUGGAGGAUCCUGCUUUGCGUGUGUGAUGCAUACCUCUUUUACUCGCUCUCUCCCAUAGCUGAUCCGUAGCAGUGCUGAAGAAGGAUACUGCACAGAGAUACAGGAUUUACAGGCACAGGGCGCUUGUGACGGAGAGUAUUGCCUGGAAUAUGAAACUCUUUCUCCUCUUGGAAAAGGAGCCUUUGGAUUUGUAUGGUCAGCAAAAAGCAGGGAUGAUGAUGGUACAGAGGUGGGUGUCUGCUUCCAGAAUUAAUAUAUAUAGUUCAUAAUCAACAGAAUGCGUUAAAGACAAAUGGGUGAAAUCCAUCCUGCUGUGUCCCUUUAAAGAUUGAGCAUUACAUACAAAACCGUUUGAGAACCAAUUUGUAAGGAAACACUGCACAAAAUAGGUAAUUAUUACAGUGACUUCAAUGCAAGCUGGCUAUUAAUUGCCUUCGUGACAUCUAAUAGAGUGAAAUAAAAUAUUCCAUAGCUGCCGUUUAAAACUGUCACAAACACCUUAAGUAUUACAACUAUAGUUCCAUCAUAUUAAUAUGAAAGUAAUGCAAUCCAUGCCUUGACUUUCUAGAAGAAAUGUAUUCUGAAACUUGCAUUCACUUAUAACACAUUCCCACUUUGAACAUGUCAAACCUAAGCUUAUGUUGGCACUAUAUGUAACAUUUCUGAUUCCAGGUAUAACAAAAUUAGAUCAAACAUAGAAUGUGGCGGCAGAGAAGAACCAUUCGGCCCAUCUAGUCUGCCCAAUUUUCUAAAUACUAAUUUUCUAAUUAGUCCCUGGCCUUAUCUUAUAGUUAGGAUAGCCUUAUGCCUAUCCCACACAUGCUUAAAGUCCUUUACUGUGUUAACCUUUACCACUUCAGCUGGAAGGCUAUUGCAUGCAUCCACUACCCUCUCAGUAAAGUAAUACUUCCCAAUGUUAUUUUUAAACCUUUGCCCCUCUAAUUUAGGACUAUAUCAUCUUGUGGGGGUUUUUCUUCUUUUAAAUAUAGUCUCCUCCUUUACUGUGUUGAUUCUCUUUAUGUAUUUAAAUGUUUCUACCACACUGUCUCAUCUUUCCUCCAAGCUAUACAUGUUAAGAUCCUUUAACCUUUCCUGGUAAGUUUUAUCCUGCAAUCCAUGAACCGGUUUUGUAGCCCUUCUCUGAACUCUCUCUAAAGUAUCAAUAUCCUUCUGGAGAUAAGGUCUCCAGUACUGCGUACAAUACGCCAAGUGAGGUCUCACCAGGCUUCUGUACAAUGGCAUGAGCACUUCCCUCUUUCUACUGCUAAUACCUCUCCCUAUACAACCAAGCAUUCUGCUAGCAUUUCCUGCUGCUCUAUUACAUUGUCUGCCUACCUUGAAGUCAUCAGAAAUAAUUACCCCUAAAUCCCUUUCCUCAGGUGUUGAGGUUAGGACUCUAUCAAAUAUUCUGUACUCUGCCCUUGGGUUUUUACGCCCAAGAUGCAUUAUAUUGCACUUAUCCACAUUAAAUGUCAGUUGCCACAACUCUGACCAUUUUCCUAGUUUACCUAAAUCAUUUGCCAUUUGGCUUAUCCCUCCUGGAACAUCAACCCUGUUACAUAUGUUAGUAUCACCCCCCUUGAAACAACUUAAUUUCAAUAUAUUUAUUAUGGGGGUAGGAUUUUCAGGGUGCCAUCUUAACUUCAGCGCUAAACCUGUGUUCCACUUAUUUAAUCGCGAAGAUGAUCCCCUGGUGUCUCACUGCUCUUUCUUGUCUCUUCCUUUCUCUUGACUGCCGUGCACUCCAGGAAGGUGACCUUGACAACUGAUGAUAAGCUGAGAGUAUAAGGUGACACUUUCAGCCAAUCUCUGGCUGCUCAUUGAGAAUGAGACCGCACCCAGAUUCUCCUGCCCUGUAACUGCUUAAUUGAGAUCGAGGUGAAACUGUUUCUUUAACAAGCUGAUACUAUGACUCAAAAUUCUAGUGAUUUCUGAACAACAAGCACAAACCAUUUUAUAAUGCAUUAGCUGAGCCAUAUGUGAUGGUCAAUGGUUAUAGAAGGAUGGAAACCACUUAGCUCUUUACAGGAACAUGCAACAUAUACAUUCAGAUAUCUUUACGUCAUUAAGAAAUAUCUUUCUUUCUUUCUUUUUUUUCUCUAGGUUGUAGUGAAGUUUAUACGCAAGGAUAAAGUGCUUGAUGACUGUUGGGUGCAGGAUCCUGAUCUCGGGAGGGUCACUCGGGAAAUUGCUAUCCUGUCUAGGUUACAACAUCCUAAUAUUAUAGAGGUAUGUAUUUCUAAUAGGUCCACAUAGGUUCAGCCUCUUGAGCAACACCAAACACCCAAGGAACUAUAAUUUUUCAUGUUUCCUUCUAUUUUGUUGCUUAAAAAAUUACAUUCAGUCCAAUCCCACUUUUUGACGUCACAAGAAAAAGCUAUGCUUGUUCAAACACUUGUACAGUGUGUGUAUACACUGCAUAUGCAUGAGGUAGAAUGUGUGCAUUCUCUUUCUUUUUAUGAGAAAGCUUAUGCUGAGAAAUGCACCUUUAGCUUUAUUAGAAGAAAAAAAAAAGCAAUUUUAUUUCUUUGAAUUGAGGCCUUAAUGUUUUCUUGAUACUACUACUACUACUACUAAUGUGUCUUAAUACUAUAGUGCACAGUAAUAUGCCAAGAUUGAGGAUUUCAGAUUUUACUACGUAUGAUGUAUACAUAUAUAACUCACAUCUAUUAUUUAAAUCUCAUGUGUGAUGGUGGUAAAUUAAACUUGUAUUUUUCACAGAUGUCAUGAACCUAGGAAUAUUGAUGUACCAAUCAUUAAAGGACCACUAUAGGCAGCCAGACCACUUCAGCUCAAUGAAGUGGUCUGGGUGCCAGGUCCCUCUAGUUUUAACCCUGCAGCUGAAAACAGCAGUUUCAGAGAAACGGCUAUGUUUACACUGCAGGGUUAAUCCAGCCUCUUGUGGCUGUCUCGCUGACCGCCACUAGAGGCAGCUUCCGCGAUUCUCACUGUGAAAAUCACAGUGAGAAGACGCUGACGUCUCUAGGAAAGCAUUGAGUAAUGCUUUCCUAUGGGCGUUUUUAAUACACAUGCGGCUCUGGCCGUGCAUGCGCAUUCGUCUCCACUUGGGAGCUGAUGUCUGAGAGGGAGGAGAGGUCACCAGCGCCGAGGGAGCCUGGCGCUUUAUAAAGGUAAGUGGCUGAAGGGGUUUUAACCCCUUCAGCCCAGCAGGACGGGGGCCAUGAGGCCCCCAGUUUCAGAGAACCUGCAAUGUUUACAUUAGGGUUAAUCCAGCCUCUAGUGGCUGUCUCAUUGACAGCCGCUACAGGCGCUUGCACGCUUCUCACUGUGAUUUCCUAUGGACUGGCUGAAUGCGCGAGCAGCUCCUGCCGCGCAUGCGCAUUCAGCAGAGGAGAGGAGGAGGAGAGUCCCCCGCCCGGCGCUGGAGAAAGAGGUAAGUUUAACCCCUUCCACCCCCUAGAGCCCGGCGGGAGGGGGACCCUGCGGGUGAGGGCACCCUCAGGGCGAAAACUAGUAUGUUUUCCUGGCACUAUAGUGGUCCUUUAAGUCUGUAACUAUUAAAAUGGUACAGUCUUGCUUACAAAACUUACCAGGAAACACACUUCAACUUGGAGCCAAUGAAUUCCAUCUAAGUAGGAAAAAAACUGAAAUAUCUAUUAUGCAAAUAGAACUUUCCCUUUAGACAUAUUAGAGAAGAUGAAAAUAACUGAGGGACCCAAGUAAGUAUUAAACUGUUCAAAAUCUGUUUGACUACUUACCGUAGGUCAGUGCCGCACAACCCUAGUGUGCCCCUUCAUUAAAUUAAUAUUUUCCUUCCUGGGAAGGUGAAAGCCCACAAGUAGUGAUCUAUGGAUAAAGUCCCUCCCAACUGAGAAGGUAGAAACACCCAUAAUGCUGUGCUUUGGCAUUUUUUGUUCCGCUCAAGGACCUCAUCCAGAACCUUUAGUUCUGUUUGGAUUCAUUGAAGUUCUGAAUGAAGCAAGAAUGUUUUAAAAAAAAUAAAAAUAAUAAUUUUAAAUUAAUUUUCCGAUCCAUCUGAUUGGGAGAGACUUCAUCCCAUAUGUCACAAAUUGUGGGCUUUCACCACCCAGAAAGAAAUUAAUUUGUCAGGUAAGGCACACAUUUUGUAUUUUACCAGUACAAAAGGAAAUAACGAAAAGAAUAAUAUGAAGAAAUAAUACAUUUUGGAAAUAAUUAUGGCCCUGAAAUAGCCUUUUAAUGGACGCAAUGUUUAAUACAAUAAUUGUAUUUAGUAUUGCUUGGGAUGUGCAUAGCACUGUGACAUUUAAGCCAUAGGAGUAUUAAUGUUUGUAACCAAUGUGCCAGUUGGAUCUCCUUCUGCAGUAAUCUAUUUUUCUAUAUAGUUUAACUGUCCUGAUGCAAUGCCUUAAACUGUCUUGACUUCCACACAUCUGUGUAGGUUCUCAAUGUCUUUGAGAAUGCCCUAUUCUUCCAGCUAGUGAUGGAACUCCACGGGGAUGCUCUGGACCUAUUUGAUUUUAUUGAUAAUCAGCCCAAUCUGGAUGAACCUCUUGCCAGUUAUAUUUUUCGACAGGUAAAUCUUAUGUGUGUAAUCUGCAGCAAUAUAAAUACUAGCUUCAUGACUCCUCUUCUUGGUAAAAAAAAAAAAAAAAAAGUAUUCCAUUUACAAUCUUGUGUUAUCAAGAGCCGAGCAAUUACAUCACACCACUUUCUUCCAACUUAUGGCACCAAUGUUUUCCCAUUUGAGCUGGUAUGCAUAUGUUCAGGGUCCCUAUUUCCAGGAGUGACUAUGUCCUAUACAAUAACUAACUGUUCAGUAUCUCAUGUACGGUUUGUAGAGCUCUUUAAUUGUAUUCUGCUCUUAUUGAAAUCACUGCCAUCACAUUUCCCCUAGGACCCAUUACUACAGACCACCUCAUGGGCAUUGAUACAUAGUAGUUAGUGCAUUUUUUAGGUGGUAGAAAUUAGAUUUACAUCUUUUUUUCCCCCCUUUCAUUAAGACUUUCAUUUUAAAGGAACAGUCAAAACACUAUAACCACUACAGCAAUAUGUAGUGGUUAGAGUGCCAGGAUUACUCUGGUGGCCUACCAGAGUAAGUUGUCAAACUUAACACCUGCUGCUGUCUCCAAUGCUGGCAGAAGCUAAUGCAAGGGGCUUGCAGUUUGCUCCACUGAUCUAAGCCUUGCCGUGCUGGGCCAUGGCUCAUUGUCUGAAAGUGUCUGCUGAGUGCUGUCUGCCAAUGAGCACAGCCUUGCAUGGCAGAACUCAAUAGCAGAAGCUUCCAGCAGCAGGGGAGGCAGCAAGACCCAGGUGAGUUGCCAAACCGUUCUUACGUAUUUGAUCAAAUAAUAUUGUAUUUUUCUAUAACUGUAUUAUGCGCAUUAUACAGACUAUUUUCCUGUAUUUACAUUUAGCUGGUGGCAGCAGUGGGAUAUCUUCACAGUAAGAACAUUCUACAUCGUGACAUUAAGGAUGAAAACAUUAUUAUUUCUCCAGACUUCACAAUUAAGGUGGUUGAUUUUGGUUCUGCAGCACAUGUAGAGCCAGGAAAACUAUUUUCUACUUUUUGUGGGACAACUGAAUACUGUGCACCAGAGGUUCUACUUGGAAAUGCGUACGUUUUUAUUCUGUAAUCCGAAGAUUGUCUUUUGGGGUUUUGUAAUAUGUAAAUUAUGUUUAUUUUAAGUACACUUUUAUUUUAGAGAAGUUGUGUAUUAUAAAAAUUAACAGGCAUGUUUUUACUUUACUUUUUUUGUUGUUGAAUAUUACAAGUCUAAUUAAAAAAAAAAACAACCUACACAAUACAGUCCUUUAACUUCUUAUUACACAUGACUUACUUGUAUUAAAAGAAUACUCCAAGCACCAUAACCACUACAGUAAACUACUGUUGUUAUGGUGCCCUGCCCCCCCUCCCCAUUGUAAGUAGUCAAACUGCGCUGUAGUGGUUUUGGUGCAUGGAGUGUUCCUAUAAAGCUCCAAACUUAUUUGUCUGCUUAACAGAACCAACAAGGGUUUAUGUUGCCGCUUAGUGGUAAAGGCAUGUUAUGAAGUAUAUAGAGGGUUAACCGUGAAAUCCAAAAGACGCUAACAUGAUUAUUUACUAAAGUCAGAAAUGUCCAAAGAAUAAGGCCAAAGUGGUUGUACAAGAAGUAUAGCUGCCUUGGAGAUUUAUUCCACUUGAGCUACUUUGGUCUUACAUUUGAAAUUCACUUUGAAUUACUGACCAGAAGGGACACUCUAAUCAGCAAGGUCUCUUUCCAGUAUGUGGUAGGUAUUGCAGAGGUGUAGGGGAUAAUUAGUGUAUCUUCCUGGAGUAGUUCCACUUACCACCUAGGAUGAGCGGAGAUGGAAGACCUACACAGCAAGCUUUGAGUGAUCCUUUAAUACUGAUGGAAAGUUUUACAGAAAUCCUAUGCCUCUGAUACUCUGACAUUUAUUACACUAUCCAAGAAGGCAAUCUUCCAGGCAACUCUUUGGUCUUUUAAAGGAGGCUUGCUAAAGAUCAAGUUGUUGGUUGAAGUUUUGCCACCUUGGAUGAUGGAAUAAAGGUUACUUGAAACCCCACAAGGUAUCUGUGGCAUCAUAUAUAGAUUAUAUAUCAUUUAUUUUUAAUACAUUUGGCAUGCAGGGAUCCUGGCUUUAACAUCCUCCCCUGCCGCAGCCAUUAUGAUUAAAUAGUCAUUUCCUCUUUUACUAUAGUUACCACUGAUUUGAACGGAGCACCCAUUGUAUGCUGCACUUUAUGUGUAUUGAUGCUUUAUACAAAUUUCUAGUAAUUUGUGAAACCAUUAUUCCAGAUAUCCAGGCCCUGAGUUGGAGAUGUGGUCUCUUGGUGUGACUCUGUACACUUUAGUUUUUGGGGAAAAUCCCUUUUGUGAGGUAGAAGAGAUCCUGGAAGCAGAGCUUAAUCCUCCAUUCCUUGUUUCACCUGGUAAGCCUCCCUGACUCCUGUCCUAUAUGAAUACUGACUGCUAUCCUUUAUGACUACUGACUACUAUCCUUUAUGACUGCUGACUACUAUCCUAUAUGACUGAUGGCUGCUAUCCUAUAUGACUGCUGGCUGCUAUCCUAUAUGACUGCUGGCUGCUAUCCUAUAUGACUGCUGGCUGCUAUCCUAUAUGACUGCUGGCUGCUAUCCUAUAUGGCUGCUAUCCUAUAUGGCUGCUAUCCUAUAUGACUGCUGGCUGCUAUUCUAUAUGACUGCUGGCUGCUAUCCUAUAUGACUGCUAUCCUAUGUGACUAGUGGCUGCCGUCCUAUGUGACUAGUGACUGCUAUCCUAUAUGACUACUUUACCUAUCUGUUUAUUGUAAAGCUAUGGUUUAAGACAGGGGUGCCCAAAAGGAAGAUCCACAGAUGGUUUUUAAUCUAUGGCUUCCAAGAUGCUUUGUCAUUUUAAAGACCUGCAAAGCAUCAUGGGAGCUGAAGUUCUAUAACAUCUAGGGGUCUACCUUUUGGACACCCCUGAUUUAAGACCGAAUAAAGGCAGGUAUCCGAAACACAGGGUCUGCACUACUACUGUAUAAGGCUAAAUGACUGGAUGCUUUAUAAAAGGGGUCGUGUUGAGCAUAUUGACCACACAAUUAAUCACAACAAGACCUAAGGUAAUGGAUUCCCAGGUGUUUAGUUCUAAGACAUCUGGACAUCUGUCCCCUUAGAACGUUCCACCCAAUUAAAUGUAUAUUGCUUAACGCAGGCAGCCAAAACUAUCCUUUAUGCUGAAAGACAAAUCAACUUAUCGUUCCUCUGUGUCAGAUUAUCCACAAUUCACAAGGCUGUGCUUGUUUUUCCUUUAACCUCAUUUUCAGAUAGUUUGUAAAGAAUAACACUAGAUGUGAAUAACUGAUGUCACAUGAGUUUGAUUUUGUAUUGUUCCAUCUAUUUUAGAAUUGCAGUAUCUGAUCUCUGCUCUGCUCCAACGAGAUCCGGAGUUACGCAUGACUUUAGAUGAACUACUUAGAGAUCCAUGGGUAAUCCAGCCAGUAAACCUGGCAGAGUAUACCUGGGAAGAGGUUUACCCUCCUGCCAGCUCUCAAAGAAGUGAGUGUGAUUUGACUUAAAUGUUACAUGGGACGAGAGAAGUUAAUGCAAUACAUGUAAACUUCUUGCAGUGUAUGAAUUAACUAGUAUCAUGGUCUUAGAUGAUGGACGAAUGUCAUUCAUUUUCAACAAAUGUUAGGAUAGGAAACUGUGAAUACCUAUACUUUACUUUGUGAAUUGCAUGGUCUGAUCUUUGCUGUUGAUGACUGAAACUUAAGUCUUUGCCAAUUUUGACUUCAAUGCCUGUUGUAUUGAGCCACGGGUGCAGCCCCUGGUACUUAAUUUGCCAGGAACCCAUGUAAUUAAUUACUGUACUCUUGCACAAUUCAUUGUGAAAUGCUCAUAGUUAUUUUUCUGGUAACAGAGCCAUUUUAAAUGCCACUCUGGUGAAAGCUAUUAUUCUCAAUGUCCGUGAGACACUUACAUAACCAUAGGUAAUGGUGUAGUGUGUAUUCUCACAAGCAGGGCUGGACCAGGAAAAAAUGUGGCCAGGGCAUUUUUAAUCACAGCGACCCAGUGGGAGAGGAAAGGUUGUGUCAUCGCCGAGGAAAAGUUGUGUUAUCGCCAAUGACAAGCAAACCCCCCUCAAAUUGAGAAUGCUGGUUCAGUACUCUUCCAGGGCAGCCCGCGCACAGAGCUAUGCUGAAGAGCUCUCGAAAUGAGAAAAAUACUGUAUUUGUUCUGCACAUCGCAAGCCAUUUUAAUUUGUCUCUGGUGCUUCCAUAAGGAUACAAGAGAACAAAAGGGCAAGGAAAGAGUAUUGUGCAUGUGUUUAGAGGCUACUUGUGAGAUUGCGUGUGUGUACAGUGAGCUGUUUGUGUCGUUUGUUUUGUGUAAAUUCAUUGGUUUAAUUUGUGUUGUGUUUGUGGCAUAAUAUGACUGGCUAAAAUCUAUUGGGUGUGUAGACAGUGAGUGUGUGUGUGUAUAGGGGGCUAAUGUAGCAUUUGUGCAUGGGGGCAGUAGUGUGUGUGUGUGUGUGUGAAGGGGAUGUAGUGUGGUUAUUGAAUUUAUUCUGUGUAUAGGGGAUGUAGUGUGUGUGUGUGUGUGUCAGGAAUGUAGUGUGUAGGUGGUGCAGUAUGUGUCUAUAGGCAAAUCCUCUCACAAAUCCGGGUAUUGUGCAAUAUUGAUGCGUUGCCGGUGUAAAACUCAACAAUGCUCUGAACUGCGAGAUUAAUAUUCUGCACCCUGUUGAGGUGCAGGUCUAGAGCCUCCUGUGUCGUCCUCCUGAAAGGUGCACUGGACCAGUGAGGGAGAUCUUUGAUCUCCCCACUGGCCUGUGAAGGCAGACCACAAAGAAGAGUGCUUGAAUAACGCAAUUCCUGCAUGGGCCAGCAGGGGACAUCUCCCCUGUUGACCUUGGCCCGUGGCCAUCGUGUCUCACAUGGCAUUUGCUCAAUGGCCAAUCUCAAAGUUGGGAUAUUCUAUCUGUGCAGAGCGCUUUUGGAAAGAAAAUGGGACUACCUUAUAACAAAUAAGCAAUAAUAUUUUGUCUUUCUUUUAAUCUUGACAGAUGAUGAAACAACUGGGCAAUGCCCAAUAAAUUAUAUCAGUGAAUGGAAUGAGGAACUUGACACCCGGACAGAGUGAACUCUAAAGCACUGAAGAUGCACACUUAUUUUAUUUUCCCAGUAAUACUGGCAGAGAACCAUAUCUGGAUUUAAACCUUGCGCAUCUAUAGGCUCUUUUCUCCCUAAAAAUACCUGUAUUAAAAUGUCUUUAUUAAUGGUAUAUUUAAAAAUAAAUUUAAAAAAUUGUGUUAGGAUGCCCAACCAGUGGAACUCACCCACACUACAUGCUGUACAUGCUUGACACUUCGUACAUACACACUCAUAUUACAUGCAACACUCAUGUCAUCCAAAGGACACAAAAGACCUGGGACACCCACACAAUAUACAGCACUUACAUGAUACACAGCAACCUCAUGUCAUACUGAAUACACAACAAGCAGGAACCACAGGGCACCCUUAUGGUACAUAGUACCAGCAGAGCCACCUGCAUGAGACGCCCACAUUACAUACUGCAUAAUAAGUGCACACAACCAGCGAUGAAUGUAACCAGCUUUCUGUAGUAGUUUUGGUGACUUCUAAAUCAGAACUUGCUCCCUGUUUGGGGAAAGGCAUUGGAUAUCAAUUCUGCAUGAUAAAGUUCUGAUAUCAUGCCGUACUGUUUGGUUCUGGUUACUUCAUUCCAUGCUUCUGUUAUCAUGAUGCUAGCUUAGGAAGCAAGGUGCAUCAGUUUAACCUAGCAGCACAUAUCACUGCCCGGGACCUUUCCUCAGUUGGGUGCUUGCUAGGCAUUCCCACAUUCAUGCAACAAAGGCCCCUUAACCUACUUAGCUACUAUACUAUUCGUACUUUAAAAACCAGAUGUUUCUACAGGUUGGUGACUAUACUGCUUAUUUCUCAUGCCAGCACCAGGUAGACCAGAAUUCUCCACAUCCAGAAACGGUAAUCCCUACAUGCUAACCUAUCUAGUUUUUCUACUCGGGUCACUACACUACUUAAUAAAUAUUAAAUUUCCAUUUGUCAGUCUCCAAUACUGAUGCACUUGUUGUGUUUGUGUUCUCAGUAAAGUAGUUUGAAAUGUUCAGCAUUGAUUGUUUAGGACCAAUGUGGGUUUAAAUACACUUCCUAUGUUACAUUUAUAGAUUAGUAACUUUGUUGCAAGGUUUGUUGAUGCUAUUCACAUUUAUAUAUCAUUCAUAACUCAGGGUUUCAAUAUGUGUAUGAACAUGUGAUCUGUCUUUGUUUUAACGGCAAGCUAAUGCCAAUCUGUCCUGAUAUUUCAACAUAUCUGUAAAAUGUGUGAAGUGCAGUGUUAUUGUAAAUUACAUUGAAGACACUUUGUGGUAUGCAAAAUGUAUACUGCACUGUAAAGAAAAUACCGCUGUCAUUUAAUGCUAGUGAUUUCUUUUUUAGACAAUGAGUUGUUCAGAUAAUUUGUGCUGUUCACUGAUUUACAAUACGUAUGUUUUAAGGCUAUUUACACCGGCUCUGCUGUAAUUUUUGCCAUUUUAAAGGAGGGCCUCUGAGAAUCAAUAGAUUUUAAAGCAGGUUUGCUUACUUGAAAAUCUAAGUGGUUCUCUGAAACAAAAACUACAGUUUGUUGCCUGCAGAUUGUGGUUUUUUUUUUUUAAUACAUAUAUUAUUAUUAUAUGAAGGAAG